Molecule: messenger RNA, 59749 nt
Organism: Podarcis lilfordi (Lilford's wall lizard)
Lineage: Eukaryota; Metazoa; Chordata; Lepidosauria; Squamata; Lacertidae
Source: the annotation of a GenBank genome assembly
AAUUGAGAAGAGGCGGUGUGCGUGUCUAGGGAGUGCAUGGGAGUCUCUAAUACAGGACAAGCCCAGAAGGACCCCUUCUUUUUUCCCUCCUCCUGCUUUGCGUAGAAAAAAAACCACACGAGAUCCUGCUGGAGGGCUCUAAAAAUAGGUUGCCCCCCACCCCAGGCUGAAAGGUCCCGCCUGCGCAACGGCGAGCCUUAAGUUCACCCAGCCACCACCCGCGGAUGUAAGAGUCCGCAGUUUGCACAGGAUCUCAGCAGAUCUCCGCAAGGGGGGGGAGCAGAUCCUUUCCCCCCCUUGCCCCGCCCCCGUUUCUCUUUUCCUGGGUUGACCCCAGAUCUGCUCUACCCGGGGAGGAGGAGGAGGACGGAUCUCGGAGGGGGGAGCGGCUUCUGGGCGGCGGGGCUGCUCUCUGGAUCUGUCUCGCCGCCUUCUUCUUCCUCUUCCUCCUCCUCCUCUUCGCCUCCCCCUCCGCUCGCGCCGCUGCCUUUCCAUAAACAUCUGGAUCAGGGGAGGGGCUUUUUUUCCGCCCCUCUCUCUCUCUUUUGGAGGGGCUCUGGGCAAUUGGCAACCUCUGAAUGGCUCCGGGGGAGAGGAAAGCGCGAGUAGAAGUUUAGGUUGGUAUCCUUCACACUUUUCUUUAAAAAGACAAUUAACAAUAACGGUGAUGAUUAUGAUUGUUUUUUGGAGGGGUGUUGACUUGUGUGGAUGUGAGCAUCGGUCAGUUACUUUUGCUGGGGAGGCGGCUCCUCCCAUCUCCCCACCCCAAGAACAAAAACUAAACCAGCAGAAGGGAGAGGUGCCUCCAGUCUGGGGUUCUCCCUCUGCCACCCCCCUCCCCAAAUUUCUGCUGCAGAUCCCGGGCCGACCUCCCGGUCCUCGCCCCUGUUGCUCCAGGCGAGCCGGGGUUGCUGCAGAGCUCAUCUGGCCAAAGGAGCCGCCGCUUAGCAGAGUAGGCUUUGUGGUUUGUUUGCUUUUUGGCAAGCGGGGUGUAGAAGAGGGGCGAAAGUCUCCGGCGGGGCGACCCACAGGCCGCCGCUCCCUCCGCAGCCCCUGCCUAAGUUAGAAACGUCCCCCGGGCGCCGGGAGCGGAGGAGGGGCGUCGGUAAGCAGAUGUGGCUCAUAAAGUAGACCCAGUUCCAGAACCCGCGUUAACCCUUGCCUCUUUUUUUUUUUUAUGAAAUGGAAUCAAAACCCCUCUAGCCAUAGAAUCGGGAGGGACCCACGAGGUUCAUCUAGUCCAGCCCCCUGCAGUGCUGGAAUCUUAAUUUUCCAAAGUGGGAUUUGAACCCACGACUGUGAACGAUCCAGAGGCUCAUGCUGAUGUUCCAUUGACGUCUCUGCUUUCUGUAUCAGCUUGAGAGUUCUCUUUUCACCUAAGGCAGCUGUGGGUGUCUGGACAGGGAUGAAACUAGGCUUUAUUUCCCCUGGGGCAAAGACCCAGUUUGGCACACACACACAUGCACAUUUGCAUAUGUUGCGGACCUCAGUCCACCCCUCUGGAGACUUCACUUGGGGCAAAAAAAAACCCAGCCCCUCCACCCCCUGGCUCUGUUUUGGAAAAGGGUUUUGAGGGUGCUUUAACUACAGCUGAUUUCUGCAUUUGCGUUUGAUAAGUGUCAUAUCAAGUGAUGUUUUAAUGUGUGUGAGAGAGAAUGCCCCCCCCCAGCUAGAACUUCCAGGGAUGGCUGUGAGCAGGAUUCCUGCCUUUCAGGGGGCUGGAUUAGAUGACCCUUAGGGUCCCUUGCAAGUCUACAGUUCUAUGUUUCUAAGCAGGCGUGAAUCAAAUCAAACUUCCAUAUCUCCUCAGCUGCGCCUUAGAGUGAGCUGCAAACCACUUGGAAAUGGCUUCUGCAAGCAACUUUGCCAGCUUGCUAUAAAAGAGCAUCACUGUCUCGGUUUCAACUUCCUCAUGCUUGAUUUGAUUGGAUUUUCUCUGUUUAGUACAAGUCAUUUGAAUCUCUUGAAUUUUGGUGGGGGGUUUUUUUUGGUUUGUGUUUUUUUUAAAGAAAGACGGAAGAGAAGAGGCGCUUAUAAAAUUCCCACAGUGCUCUGCUCAAGUAUGUGAUGCUGGCUAUUACCUCCUUCCUGUGCCUAUCAUGAGCUAAUGUUAGCAACUGCUUCAGAGCCAAAUGGCUAUUGAACGGCUUUCAAUUUCCUUUAUGUAUAAAUUUAAAGUUCAACAUUUCCCCCCUCUUCCCUGGCAUGCGUACAAAUACUCUGUUUUCUGUGUUUUGUGUGAUUUAUGUGACAGGAUCCCCAGUCGCUUUUGCUGUUCCCACUCCACCCUCUUUUGAAAACAGAUCGGGAAGUAUUCUCAAAUGAAAUGGGUCAGCAAGCCUUCAGCUGACUGUUGCGGUUCCCACAUCCUUACAAAUGCUCAAGAGAUGAGCAGGGUCCUGCCUCUGGAAUAGUGUGCAAAGGUUUACCGUUAGCUCUCAAGACAAGAAGCAUUAUGUCUAAAACGAUGUAGCACAGGAACGCUGAAGAAUUGUGUUCUCUGUACGGUGGAAACGGAGUCAGAUUGAAAUGACAAGAGUUUGAGAAGAAUAAAUCGGGCGAAAGGGAGAGGGAAAUACGAUGUAAUUAAUCGAGAAGAGAUCCUCGGUUAUUCGCAAGUCGUGUUGCAACUUCCCCUUGCUCUGUUUCCCAGUUGCCGUCUGGAUUCCACCCUCUUCCUUUUUGCGGCUGCUGGUUUUAGUGACGGUUUGGAGUGGUGAUUUGGGCCUCACUCAGCAGAAUGAGCAGGAAUCUCCUCAGACGCAACAGCAGGGCCUGAACUGGCCAUAUUCUGAAGUAACCUGCAUUCCCCCACCCCUUUGGAUGGCAAACCGUAAGACUGUUCAGACUCUGAAUUUACUUCAGCGCUAAGCAUGUACAGCUAUGGUUGGCCAUAACUGGGGCGGGGGGGGGCAGCUAACAUGGCGCCCUCAAGACGAUGUUGUCCUCCAACUCCCAUCAGCCCCAGCCAGCAUGGAUGAAAGUUAAGGAUGAUGGGAUUUGUAGUCCAACAUCUGGUCUAACUCUUCCCUUGGAAGAGAGGUGGUAUGAAUAAAUAUUGAAAGGACAGAGCAGAGGUAUAGGGACUGAGGGCAGGCCCGGCCCGGCCCAGCCAUUAACCUUGGUGAGGCAGUCGCCUCAGGCAGCAGGCUGAGUACUGCUGGGAGGGGGAACAGAUCCAGGCCCUCAAGAAACUUGCUGCCUCCUGCUCCUCCCUGGCCUCUUUUCUCCCUCACUUCCUUGGAUCUUUCCCAGGCCUUCUCCAGUCACCUCAAGCAGCUGAGGGGAAGGCAGUGAGGGCCACCAUUUUUUGUUUUGCCUCAAGCGGUGAAAUGUCUUGGGCCGGAGCUGAAUGCGGGGGACCCAGAGAUGAGGAUUUUUUUCUUAAAAAAGUCAGGACCCUAAGUUACAUCUUUACUGAGUUGCUGAGAGGUAAAUUACUUGAUUUUUGCAUGAUUCGCAAACUCUCGUGUUUAUAGGAGCGUAUUGUUUGUUACCCGUUUCUUUUCUCUCAAGGAGGGGUUGCUUUUCAGCUGCAGGGAAAUGGCACAGAAUUCUCUUUUGCUACUAACAGGUCUGAGGAACCUGUGUCUCUGGCUGAACUUACAAUUCCCAUUAUCCCUGAGCAUUGGCCAUGUUGGAUGGGACUGCUGAGAAUUCUGCUUUGAGAAUAUAUGUUGAAAACAUUUAAGAACCCAUUCUUUAUACUAAAAAAGUUCAGUUAAAAACAAACAAGCCCAUAUCUAAUAAUGAUGCAAUAGUGGUAAGUUUCCUGUAUCAGCAGCAGCGUGGACAAGAUGACCUCUGACGUCAUUUUAACUCUUGAGUUCAAAGUUGUACAGUUUGUUUGCCACUCUGAGCAACCUAUCCUAAGAUUAAAAAUAUCCGAUGGCAGAGACUGCAAGUACUGUUCCUCGUUGCUUGUCAACUUACGUGCCUGUUUGGCAGUUACCUUCAUGCAAAAUGUAAAUUGUACAGUCAAAAGAGUUGCAGCAGAUAAUAUGAAGCAUGGCAGGAUCUUAGUUAAAGGCUUUAUUGUUGCUUUGAGGCACAUUUUACAGCAUGCAUAUCUAUCAAUGCCUUUUCCAAAGGUUAAAUAAGAAGCCUGAAUUGCAUUGGAAGCAAAUGUAGGCAUUUACACUGUGCAGGUGUGUGAUGUACAUUCCCUGCAUGCAUUCACUUAUUUAGGGUUGCCAUGUUUCAAAAACUGAAAAUCUGGACACAAGAGAUGUUGAACUUUUUUUUGGCAAAAUCUCAAAAAACAAAGUUUUUGAACUAUUUUUAAGGAACAUCACCAAAAACAACACUGACGACAUGUGUUGCCAUAGAGCCGGAUUUUCCUGGACGUUUUUAGCAAUUUCCGCCCAGACAGUUUCCGGCAGCCGAAUCCCGGCGAUGUCCGGGAAAUUCUGGAUGUAUGGCAACCCUAACUUAUUUUACAAAUCCGUAUGUUGCUCUUUCCACCCCACUCCCCUGCCAGUCUUAUGUUGGUUCUUCUGUUGUAGCAGCUGUGAGGAAUGCUAUCGCUGGGGAAUUUUAAGGAACAGCAGUCGGUUUUUUGCUAGUCAUUUCUUAUUGUUCGAUUGAAUCUCAUCAGUUUUGAGAUGGUGAUAAAACUUCUCUGGAAUCAAUUAUCAUUUCCCCACCCCCAGGCAUUUCCCAAAAGGAACCCAUGAUUAAAGAACAUGAAAGUAUUGGGGGAGAGGAGCCAUUUGUUAGCAGUACCCAAUUUUACUCAUACUUGGAGUAGGCCUCUUGAAGUCAAUGGGCUUACUCCGAGUAUGACUAAAUCUGGAUAAUCAGCCUAUGUUUGCAAAGUGAAAACUGCAAAUAUACAUAUAUAUCAGGCACAGCAUACGCACAAAAACAGUGUUUGUGACUAGGUGCUCCAGGGCAAGGAGGAGUGAUUUCACUUUUAAUUAUCUUCAUAUUCUCUUUUCUAGUUUCUUGAUAAUGCUUAUCUGGGUUUCGUUUUCAUUUUCAAGGAAGUAGGAAGUAAAUUGGGUAUUUCCAAUUAAGAGCUUAAUGACAGCACUGACUAGCCCUUUAGGGCACAAUAAAAUUCUUCUGCCUAAUUGUUUAUAACUGUGAGAUAACUGCAUCUUGCUCAUGAUUUAAAUUUGUCAUGUGACACAAUGAGAUGCUAGAUGUCUGAUCCGCCCAAAGUUCUAUUGACACUGAUGGCAGAGUGUGUCACCUCUCCAGCUGAAACAAAUGGGACUUAUCCAUGCAUGCAGAAAUAAGCAUUUUAAAUGGAAAUAUUUACUUUCUCAGGCUUUAGUAUUUCCUCUCUGUUUAAUUUCUCCUUUCAUAAGUUUUCUCCAUGAAUGUUGGAAUGGUUCUUGCUGGAGUGCUGAGUAAAAUAAGAAGAAUUAAAUUGCUAAAGGUUUUUCUGUAGCACAUAACUGUUGCACAGAAAUGGCGCAAUAAGAUUUUGUGGUUCUUCUUUUCUUUUCUCGCAAGGACAGAAGAGUCUUGCAAUGUUGCACUGAACUGUUUUCCCGUAGGUUGCUUGGAGACCCAGCAAUUUAAUUGGGGGCUUAAAUAAAUGUUGCGGUUGUUCGUUGUUUUUAUUUAGGGAAUGUAUGUGCUGCCACUAUCAAUCGGGUACAAUGGUAGAGUGAUGAUUUGUGCCCUCCAUGGUGUCCCACAGACUAUGAACGUGAAAAGACAAUAGUUAAAGCAUUAAAGUCUGGGUAGAAUUCCUAAUAGAACUUGGGAGGAUAGAUGAAAUUCAGUCAUGUAUGGAAUUUCCAUUAACUUCCCUUCUACCAGCCUUAAGCAUUGCAUUAGCAAAUAUGUUAAUCCCACUUUAUGCUAAACAGGAGUCCCUCUUACCGGGAAGUUAGAUAUGUUGGCGUAGGUUUGCUGAGGGUACCACAUUGGGUACCUUGAUCUACAUGAAUAGUAAUCAUGGCUGGUUCCAGUGGUUCCUUCAAAGGUUAUCCUACAUGCAAAGGUUAUCCUUCUCUUCCCAGUGCAAUUCCCCAUCACUUUCCUUACUGCAAAAAAUGGUGAGGGACAGUGGGUUUGUUGCACAAGAGCUCCAAAGCAGCUUUAAGUGUGCAACCUGAAUUCGGCAGUAUGUGACUGAAUCCCACCCAAAAGUAGUGACUGUCUGAAGGGAGACAAGCUACCGUAUUUUUCACUCUAUAAGACGCACCAGACCACAAGACGCACCUAGUUUUUGGAGGAGGAAAACAAGAAAAAAUAUAUUCUGAAUCUCAGAAGCCAGAACAGCAAGAGGGAUCGCUGCACAGUGAAAGCAGCGAUCCCUCUUGCUGUUCUGGCUUCUGGGAUAAUUGCGCAGCCUGCAUUUGCUCCAUAAGACGCACACACAUUUCCCCUUACUUUUUAGGAGGGGAAAAGUGAGUCUUAUAGAGCAAAAAAUACGGUAGUUCUUGAAGCUACUUCUUCUCUGUUCCUUCAUAGGGAAUCCUGGGUCGCAUUAGAUAUGUUGGCAUUAACGCAGAUAACCGAUGUAAUUCUCCACCAUGGUUCAGGUCGAUGACGAGCAUGCAACCUGCUUCUGGUCUCUUUAUCGCUACUUAAAAGACAGUUAGCAUGACAUCUGCCCAGGCCCUAGGAGUUAUUGGCAUGCAAUGCUACUAAAGAAGGACAGCAGGCUGUGUUUCUGAUGCUGGCGCUCAUGAAGUCAGCCUCUUAUGUAUGGCUGCGACAUUGGUAUGCAUUGUGCUGGAUGUGGCACAAGGGGUUUACCGACUGUGCAGCAAGGAAUCAACAAGAUAUUGUUUGGUUUCUGAAUGGAACUGGGAGAAUAGUGCUAACAGCUUUAUGUCAGGGUGCUUCUUCCAGGAAAUUAAACAAUGAAAUAAGUGUUUGGAUCACAGCGGCCUUGUGCUAUGGGUUGGAUAAUUAAAUAAUGGAAACCUCUGUAAAAGUUUUAGAACUUUAGCCGCUGCAGAGAUGCAUUAAAAGCAAACAGGAUUGCAAACAGGAAGCUGCCUUAGUAAGGAACUUUUAAUGCUUAUAAGGAAGCUAAUGAGCUAUAGUUCCCUUAGAGGAAACCACACAGAAGUUUUUCAGAAAUUGCCUCUCACCGGCUUCAUGGGACCUCUCUGGAUUCCUGCUCCGCCUUGCAGUGGAGUGAAGCAAUCUCCUUCGAUGUCACCAUAAGGGGCAUUGAUGAAGGAAGGAGCUGGUGUCUGGUAAGACGUUUUAAAAGUGUGUUGGCUCUUGCUUGGGCGGUGGGGUUUGUGUGUGUUAAGAAUCAUGAUGACUCUGCUUCGGGUAUGGUCACCCUUCUGGGGGCGUCUAUGGAAAAUGCUUUAAUUGAUGCGAGGGGGGAAAUGGCUUCACCUAUGUUGGGUAAGAAGUGGAGACUAAGGGUGAUAUCCAGUGUUGUGCAAGCGGAUCUUCCUUCCCUCCUCCUCCUCCCCCUCCUCCCCACCUGCAGUCCCCUGUGCCUCCCCAAAUAUGCUCUGAGUGUAUCCCAGAUUUGGGAGGGGGCUGCAGGAAGAGCAGGAGAGCAUUUCACUGAAGAUGCACAUCACUGGAUUUCACCUUUGAAGAAACCUCUAGAACCGGCCUUUGGAGAACAUCAUGUUGUCUACGCUGAUAUAGAGAUGGACAUUGUAAUCAGGUUGUAUCUCUUACACUGGAUAAUACUGCCCACUUUAAUGUGUGUGUUUUGUAUUUGGCGGUUUCUGUAGCAAGUCUUUCCCAAUUGCAGAAGGUGAAUUUGAUUUCAAUAUAAGGGAACUCCAUCUUCUACCUGAGAUCUUUCUGUUGCCUCACUGCAUAAGGGUUCUGGGGUUCAGAUUCCAGAUUCAGGGUUGUAUUCAGCUAAGAAAGUCCUACUCAGAGUAUACCCACUGAAAUUAAUGAACCUAAGUUAGCCAUGUGUGUUAAUUUCAGUAGCUCUACUCUGAGUAGGACUAGCAUGGUCCAUACCAUUCCAGGAAAUGUUGCGAAUAUCUUCCAUGAAGGAAAAACGGUGCUAGGAUAGCAGAAAACUGACCUUGUGGUGCAGUUUAGUGUUGCCCUUUUUUAAAUAAGUUGCUUGUUUUUUUGGAUUCUGAAAUGCAGUUUCAAUUUUUAAAAAAGGAUUUAUUAGACAGCUAACUUGGCACUCAGUUAGGUAAAAUCAUCUGCUAAUUUCUAGCAGCUGUAGAAUCUACUUGUGUUUCAGAAGAAGGACCCAAGGUUCUCAAACUUGACAUCAUUUUAUCCUUAUCCUACUACGAUGAAGGUUACUUUUAUUUUUAUACAAGCUGAUAUGAAAAAAUCAGAAAGCGGACAAAAGUUGUUGUAAUUUAUUUUGUAUAUUUUUACCCUGCCCCUUCAACCAAGAUUCCAGGGUGGCUUACAAAAACAUAAUGCAGUUAAGACAGGUUAAACACACACACACACACACACACACACACACACACAACCCUAUGGACAUUACUAAGAUAAGCAAGCCUAAGAGAACAGCAUAAAACAGUUGUUGUGAGCAGGAAGCAGCACAAUCCUUUAAAUCCUAGAGAUCGGAUGGAACAAUGAAAGCCACAACUGCUGCAAGCAUCAGAAAACACAUUGUAGUGAUAGACUGUAGGGAGGGUUGUAUGCUCACUGACAGCUGUGUGCAUUGCAUAAGGCCCAAUUGUCUGGUUAACUUGGCAUGGAAGAUGAGCCUGGAUACCAUGCCAGACUACAUGUGUAUUGCAAAAAAAAGGGGAAAGAGCAGCUUACCCCAAAAAUUCCCCUUGAAGUCACACCAAUGAUAUGGAAUUGCACAAGGGCACUAAUCCAGUCUACAUCUUGGAGAUAAAAAUAUGCAAUACACACUUUGAAAGCUGUUGGUUGGAUUUGUUCAUGUUUCCUGGUUUAAAACACCCAUGAGGUUGAUCGAGAGAUUCCCCAGUUAUUGACCUAGUAUUGUCUAUAGUAAGGGUAGCCAUCAUAGUGUUCCCCAUGGUUUUUGGGACUUCCAACUUCCAUAUUUCUCCUACUAGGAGUAUUGUGCUUUUCCAGUAUCCCAAAGCCCAGUUCAGAUGUAACAGUAAACCAUGAUUUUGUGUUGCAUGCAGGAGUCUAAGGGUCUUCUUUCCUCUCAUUGGCUCUAAAUCCUUCCCUUCUGUAGGUUUCUGUUGCAGCUGAACUGGCAACCACGGUUUGCAUUCGCCCUCAAAAUGGCAAAACCUUAUCAACAGGCCAUGGUUAUAGUGACUGCGUUCUCACACACCAAUCAGCCAGAUUUUCUGGCUCAUUGUGGUUGACAAGAAGGAGCAGCAGCAUAUCAGUGCUCACUUUCCAAUUGCUCCCUCCUUGGUGUAAGCAGCAUAAACAAACCAGGCAGGCUGAAGGGAGAAACUUGGCUUUGUGUUCUGUCCAAACCAGGGAUCAUGGCUUAUUGGCUUCCAGCGCCAGCAAUUCAGGCAACUUAACAAGCCAUGAUUGUUGUUGACCAGCGAUCUUGGCUUGUUAGGGAGUAACACAUCCCUGGUUUGGACAUAAUUCAAAGCCAAGGCUUCCCGUUUAUCUAUUUUGCACCAAGGGAAGAGCAGAGUAGGAACUAUCAGGCAGAGGGCACCAGCACUCUGAUACACAAGAAACUCUGACUUGCCUUAUGCUUUAAAGAGGGAGGGCAUGUGUGGUUCGGAGGCUCCUGUAACACCAAACUAUGGCUUGACAUUACUUCUGAAUUCACCCUUUAUCAGUCUAUCAAGGGAAACCGUCCAUGCGAAUUUGCUUUUAAAAAAAUAGAUCUAAAUCUUUCCAGGUAAUGCCCACAUGUCGUAGCUAGCUUUGAUGUUAAAAUAACCCAAUUUACUAUGCUAUGUAAAUGCCACGCAAUUACAAUCAUUCCUCACUUGCAAGCAUUUUCUGCUUGCCUGACAAAAUGAUCUCCCCUCUCCUCCCCCUGUGUUCUGUUUUUGGGGAUCUCCUGUCAUUCCCACCCCUAGCUGAUUUUGGGGGAAGUGCAGUUCCAAAGUAAAAUUUACUCAUAAAAUGAGAGCACUGUUUUCUAAAUUUAGUUCUGGUUGUUUUAAAAAUGGCUCAGCCUCGCUCUCAACUUUCUUUCUGAUUUGCUUCAGUUUUAAAACCUCAGAGUUGCCGUUCUGUUCUCAAUCAGGGUAUAAACGUGUGUGUGUGUGUAACAGUUUAAACAACUCAUGUCAGUUAAACAUAAAGGAGAAUGAAAACAGCUGGUUACAAAACGUGGCUUGCCGAUAGUUUUAUGCAAAGUUGAUUUUUCUGUGGAAAUCCCCUCUGCUUCUCAAUUACACCAUACUUAGUCACUGUGGGAGGAAAAGCAUAGCUGUCCCCACAAAUUAGCGAACCAGGAGACCUAAGAAAAUCUGAGCAACCUUCUGUUUUUCCUCCUUGUAGCUUUUGAAGAAGCUGGCUAGUGCUUCAGCCAUACUUUUUCUUUUUUAGCUUCCAUCAUCUCUAAAUUCAGCUGAUCUUUCCUUUUAACUCUCAUGAGGAAAGAAAACUGCAAACUCUGAGCUGCAGUUAUGUGGCUUCUAAAAUGGGAAGCUCUCACUAACCGACAAGUUCCCCUCCUGUGAUUAAAAUUUAGGCAUAUGCUUUGAGUGGUUGAGGUUCUUGUUUUUGUCUUUUUAUUUUUUGCUGCUCCUGUGGUUCCAGACACGUUGAUUUUUAUUUGAGAUGUUCUGUGGUCAGUGUACAACGUGAUUUAUUAGCUGGGCAAUGGCCUGGUUGUCUCGGACUAGGGUCUGAACUAGCUUUCCAUGGACAAACACCCUCCUUUCUUAACAAAGGCAGACUCCUAGGUUUGGGAUUCUGUUCACUGGAGAUAGCAUGUGCUAUUGUGCAGAUUAGGGGUACAGUCAAACUUCGGUUCUCACAUGGCUCCGUUUUCGAACGUUUUGGCUAGUGAACACCAAAAACCCAGAAGUAACUGCUCCAUUUUUUGAGCAAUUUUUGGAAGUCAAACGUGUUACGUGGCUCCCGUUUUGAGUUUCCCUAUUUUAUUGAAGCUUCCGGUUUCAGUUUUUGGUCGUCAAACAUUUUGGAAGUCGAACAGUCUUUCAGAAUGUAUUGUGUUCGACAACCGAGGUUUGACUGUACCGUAAGAGGGGUGCAAAGGCAGUAAGAGUCCCUCAACAAUUGCCUUCCUCCUGUGUACAAUGCUGGCAGCGUCAAGCCUCACUUAUUAUUGGGCAGAGUCACAUGAGCACUUGUGCAACAACAGCUGGUCUCUAAAUAGAAUCAGUGCAGAUUCCCAGAACCUUUUUGUGUCAGUCUGUUAAAAGCAUCUCUAUGACCCGACACCAAGUGAAGAGGAGGGUUUGCUUUUCUUAGAAGCGUAUAGUUUGCAUUUAUGGUCUUGCCCCUGUUCUUGAAAGGUCAGGGCUGACAGCAAGUUUAUUAUCCACAAUCAAUGGGAUUUUGGAAGGAUCUAAGAUACUCUUGCAUACAUGUGCCAUUAAAGCAAGCCCAUGCUUAUUGAAUUAAAAAGACCUUGCAUUUCCUCUGGGAGGCGGAUCAGCCUCUACUUUUGGCACACCUUCAAAGACAGAGAAUUCCAGAGCCAGAAAGCAGUUAUCGAGACAGAGUGUUUGCUAAACUCGUUGCUAAUUGCCGAUCUCCCUGCAUUAAAUACACCAAGGCUUUAAUCGUGAGUUUCGCAUUAGGCUCCUGCCUAACUUGUGAGGCAAGGUCUGUUGCCACGUCUGGAAGAGUUGCAGAGCAACCCAGUUCUGUCAGUAAUAGCUUAGAAACAGAAAACCAUAUUAAAAUGCCUGCUACAGUUCACAGAGUUAUCACUGUUGGGGGGGAAGGGGUGAUGGUGUUUUAGAUAUGUACUCUGAAGCCUUUUGAGAAGACAGUGUGAGAAAUAUGAGCAUUACACUUUAUUAAUUUGCGUGUCUGAGUGGUACUGCAGGCUUAUUCCAAACGCUCUGGAAAACAGGUCUUGAGGCAGCUUAGAAUAAUAAUUCAUGCACAAGAAUUUCCACUGCCCAAACAUAACCAGAUGGUUCAGUGUCCUGUGUUAACUCCGCUGCUUAUUUUCAAAUCCAAAUACUUGGAUAUUUACUGGCUGGGGAGCAGAGAGCUACAGUAUUCCACACAACGUCCUGCUGCAGAUUUCAAAUGUCCUAAUGCUACUUCGUUUGAUAUAAUAGGAGGCAGCCAUCUGGCAGCCUUUCCUGUAAUCUUGGCCCAGUUUCAGGAACUCAUUCCUCUGUGCUGAUUGAAAUUCCAGCCAUCCUAACUGUCAAUGUGCAUGUGCUGGGGGACUUCUUAAGAUAUCUAACGAUCAUGUUUUAUAUAACGUGGUUAAAGUAUCCAAAACGCUUUGCCUCUGCUUCCGGUUCCGCUCUGCCUUAAUGGGACAGGAAGAAACACCACGGAAAUAAUAAUUGCCACACACACAGGAAGAACAAGCAUAUAGUUUGAGCUGCAGUUUUACAAAUCAUUUAAUGUGUCAACACGAAUAUCUUGCCAGACCCAACCAUCGCCAACUCUUUGUGGGUACCACCACACAAGCCAGUUAAGGGAAGCUUUAACGGGGGGGGGCCACGACCCUGAGUGGACUUUGGUAAUCUUCCGUAAUAAGAUGCCCUGUGCGAGGUCAAAAUUUGGCACACCCAAAUGGAUCUUCUCAAUUAUGGAUUGUCUCAAUUUUGCACCCCCUUGGCUCAGUGUGCCACCCUAAAUCUGGUGCUGGCAGCACCUUCCUGUUUUGCCUCAGGUGGCAAAAUGGGGCGAGCUGCCCCUUCUUAAGGUCCAUAAUUAUAUAGCUUGAUGUAACUUUAUGUACUAGCACCUCAAUUUGUUCGCUUCCCUCUUCUAUUCCCAUUACUUUUUUUCUCUUUCUUAUUCCAAAGCAAGAUACUUUUGUGGUACGUACAAUUGACAUGCUAUGUUGCAUCGCAAAACGUGGCGUUUAGUUUGCCACUGCUCUCCCCGAUGACUCCUGCUGCUGCCUCUAUUUCCUUUUGUUAAUUAUCAGCACCUUAGGUUGCUGCAAAUUAGCGAACAGUAGGUGAUAGUUACUGGGGUGAACUAGAGCAUGUGAGAUAUAGGACAAAGUCUCCCGUUGGUAUGAGUAUUUAAUGCAUACCUAAAGCAACUGCUUCACAAAGUUUCAAAUAAGCACAUGUCACUGGUGACCAGAAAGUUAAUUUCUACACACAGAGAGAGAGAAGUUUUCCAGGUUUCAACAAAGUUUCCUUUUGAAGCCUUCAGACUAUAGAGCAAGAUGUGCCAAGCUUGCUUUGUACCAAUGUAAAAUUCUCCUAUUUCAGCUUUAAGCUUUUCAUGCCCUUUUAGAAGUUAUGAUGUUCUUAAUUCACCUCCUGUGAAUUCAGUGCUUUUCUUUCUUUCUUUCUUUCUUUCUUUCUUUCUUUCUUUCUUAGAAAAAACGGUGCCGGUACCCACCAUGAAGUUGAUACACUUUUAACAUUACAGUGGUACCUUGGGUUACAGAUGCUUCAGAUUACAGACUCCGCUAACCCAGAAAUAGUACCUUGGGUUAAGAACUUUGCUUCAGGAUGAGAACAGAAAUUGCGCAGUGGCGGCGCGGCAGCAGCGGGAGGCCCCAUUAGUUAAAGUGGUACCUCAGGUUAAGAACAAUUUCUGGUUAAGAACGGACCUCCAGAAUGAAUUACGGUAAGUUCUUAACCCGAGGUACCACUGUAUUAUUUUUUAAGGUGCUGGUACUGUGUAUCCUUCAAUCCCCCAAGAAAAAAGCUCUACCUUUUCCUUCGCUGCUGUAGCUCACACCUUCUUAACAUAUUCUACUGGUUUCAUACUCCGUGCAGGAGAGAUGUAAACUCUGUUCACCAUUGCCAAAAUGUGGGUGAUGCACAGCAUCAAGUAGCAAAUAAGCACUAGGGAUCUAUAUUAGGGCUGGGUGGGCGAGAUCGGAGUUCCCAGACUCAUUUCAAGGAACCAGGUGGCAGAUUUGAACCAUCCCAAUAAGGGACCCCUGACCAUUAGGUCCAGUCGUGACCGACUCUGGUUGUGGCACUCAUCUCGCUUUAUUGGUUGAGGGGGCCAGCGUACAGCUUCCGGGUAAUGUGGCCAGCAUGACUAAGCCGCUUCUGGCGAACCAGAGCAGCGCACGGAAACACCGUUUACCUUCCCACCAGAGCAGUACCUAUUUAUCUACUUGCACUUUGACGUGCUUUUGAACUGCUAGGUUGGCAGGAGCAGGAAGUGAGCAACGGGAGCUCACCCCGUCGCAGGGAUUCGAACUGCCGACCUUCUGAUUGGCAAGCCCUAGGCUCACCCCAGCAGUAUGAGGACCAAAUUUAGCACCGAAGUGAAAACUAAUCUGAGCCUCCAGAAGUGGGAGGCGGCUGCCUCAGCGUACCUCAUGGGCGAUCUGGCCCUGACCUUAGAUCAGGAAUGGGCAACCUGUGGCCCUCCAGAGGUUGUUGCCCUGAUCUCCCCUCGUCUUCGGACAGCAUGCUGUCUGAAGCUGAUGGGAGCUGGAAUCCAACAAGCUCCACAGGAGUCAUAGAUUAGCCAUCCCUGCCUUGGGAUGCCUAGCUGUACCUGAGCACACCGUUUUCAGGUGGAGGAGCUGCCGAAAUGGGUAACUGCUCUGAGCUGACUCUGUGGAGUAGGAUUUCCGGGCUUCCCUCUCCCUCAGAUGCAGCAAGGGGAGAAUGACUGUUGAGGGAAACAGUUCUGGGAUGGGAGGAAUGAAUGAAAGGCAGUUGGUGCCAGCCACCUCUAGGCUCUUCGUAGGGACAGGGUGUCCCCACUGCUGCUGCCACCGCCUCCCAAAGCGGCUCUGGAUGUCAGGCAGAAAGUUUAGGGUGGAGAACAGCGCAGGUGACUCACCCUUUUUGUUUAACACCCGAAGACAGAACCUAUUCAUCUCCUGUUCCUUUCACAGAGCAAUUCCUGGAGUGGUUUAACAGGGAAGUCUGGGAAUUGUAGCUCUCUGCUGGGAAUAGGGGUCUCAACAGCACCCGCAGCCAGUAAUUAUUGGGGUGGAAGCCAUGGCUGUUUAAAGUGGCGUCAUAGUGCUUUCAAUGUGUGGUGUGAAUGUGAUGGAAGAGAGGCCUGCUACUGUCAGUAAAUCGUGCUAGCGUUUUUCCUCUCAAGUCUUUCAAAAUUAAGAUUGGUUUUAAAGACAAUGGGGACAGUGUGUCAUGAGCAAACAUCAAGUCACUUCCUGAACUCUUCAACUUCCCUUCAAGUUCUUUCGUACUCAGGGGGUCUACCACAUUAUAUAUAUAUAUAUAUAUAUAUAUAUAUAUAUAUAUAUAUAUAUAUUCCUGCUGACUGAGGGAUCGCUUCAGCUGUGUGUGCAAAUAAAAUGAAAUGAAAUGAAAGCAUAAAUAACCAGCAUUUGCAUUUUCAGCUUUUGGGUGCAACUUCCCAGUGAGGUUUAAACUGCAUGGGCAAAUGGGAGCUUCGGGAAGAAGUAGCCACCUGACACUGUUUAUGUGUGAAAGCACGAUCCAGUACGCAUGGUUUGCAUGGCCAAAAUCUCAGAUUUGAUUUGUUCACCAGCACUUCUGGCUGAAAGGAUAUUUUGCUGUAGUUUGGGGUGUGCAUGUGGAAUACUGGACACGGUGGACCAUAGGCCUGGUUCAAUAUAAGGCAGCCCCUGAUAUAAAGCUUAAGCCAGGGCUGGCAGUAUAUCUAGUAGUCCUCAUUACUGUACCUAAGGACAAUAGACUCAACAUUUUAAUGGCCAAGGUUCAGAGAUGAUGCAAGUUGUAGGCUAGCAACAUCUGCAGGGCCACAGUUUUCCCAGACCUGCUUUAAUUAAAAGAGGAAGCCUCCUUGUAACAAAGUUUGCCACAAAAUGGGUGCUGGGUGAAGUGGGACCCCUGGCAAAGCAACCCAGUUCGAAUCAAGGUUCUCUAAAUGUGAAUAGAGCUUAUCUUUCUUUUAAUUGGGGGUAGUCGUAUCUGACUGUGCCCAAACUGGUGAGUGGCGUUUGUGUGCAGGAGUGAGUGGCAGAUCUUGCAUAAUAAAUAUUAAAAUCUUCUUCUUCUACUACUACUACUACUACUACUACUAUUAGUACCUUCUACUAGUGGUACCUCAGGUUAAGUACUUAAUUCGUUCCGGAGGUCCGUUCUUAAUCUGAAACUGUUCUUAACCUGAAGCACCACUUUAGCUAAUGGGGCCUCCUGCUGCUGCCGCGCCGCCGGAGCACGAUUUCUGUUCUCAUCCUGAAGCAAAGUUCUUAACCUGAAGCACUAUUUCUGGGUUAGCAGAGUGUGUAACCUGAAGCGUAUGUAACCCGAGGUACCACUGUGUAUCCUACUGUUCCUCUGAGGAGAUUAACGUGGUUUGCCUAGUUCCUUCCUGCUCCUUUUCAAGCUCAUAAGAGCUCUGUGGGGUCUGCUCUGUGUCUAAGACAGCGUUUCUCAAACUUGGGUCUCCAGCUGUUGUUGGACUACAACUCCCAUCAUCCCUAGCUAGCAGUGGUUAGUGAUGCCGGGAAUUGUAGUCCAAAAAACAGCUGGAGGCCCAAGUUUGGGAAACACUGUCUUAAGACAGAGCAGACCCCACUUUUUUAUAACUAGGAAGCCAGAGUUGGUGUGUUUGUGUGCUGGCUAGGCACUUGGGCCAGAACUAAAAGAUCAGCCUUUGCCAACUUGCUGUGCUGCAGCUGUCUUUGGACUCUGACUCCCAUCUAGGUGAGGCUGAUGGGAGUUGUAGUGCAAAGCAGCUGCAGCACACCAGGUCAGCGAAGGCUGGGGUGGACAAACCACCUUUUCUCUCUUUUCAGCCUGGUAGGAUGGCAGUACUGCCAUGCAUAUAAAUGCAAUAUUUCAGUACAGGAGCCUGAGACAGUGACUGCUCAGUACUUUGUGGAAUGAAUAAAACUGCUUCGUUCUGGAUACAGUUUUGCAUGUGAAUAGAGAUGAGGUUGUAAAUGCAAAUCUAGCAGUGCCACCUUCCUCCUUUGGCCCAUCUUUAAAUGGUUAUAGGGCCUCUCCGCAUUUCAAAUUCUGUGUAAAUGCUAGCUCCCAUGCUACUUCCUGUGGUUUUUACUUGCAGUUUGCAUCACUGUCUGCUAACUUUCUUUUUAUCAACUCUGCUACAUCUUCAGUGGUAAUCUUCCAUGGGAUUUUGGUACUUUUCCUCUAGCCUGUUCUAGGUAGGGGAUGGGGGAUCUUCCAAGCUCAAGUUUGCCAAGAUGGCAUUAACGGAGUUGUAUCUGCAUGAAUUGUACCUAAUUUGGAUGCGGGUGGCGCUGUGGGUAAAACCCUAAUUGGGUAAAAUUCCCUAAUUGGGAAUUGGGACGCGGGUGGCGCUGUGGGUAAAACCUCAGUGCCUAGGGCUUGCCGAUCGCAUGGUCAGCGGUUCGAAUCCCCGCGGCAGGGUGAGCUCCCGUCUUUCGGUCCCAGCUCCUGCCCACCUAGCAGUUCGAAAGCACCCCUAAAUGCAAGUAGAUAAAUAGGUACCGCUUUAUAGCAGGAAGGUAAACGGCGUUUCCGUGUGCUGCGCUGGCGCUGGCUCUCCAGAGCAGCUUCGUCACGCUAGCCACGUGACCCGGAAGUGUCUGCGGACAGCACUGGCCCCCGGCCUCUUAAGUGAGAUGGGCACACAACCCUAGAGUCGGACACGACUGGCCCGUACGGGCAGGGGUACCUUUACCUUUACCUGCAUGAAUUAGUCAAAGGAAAACCUUAGUUGUGUUUGUAUAAAAGAGACUCUUAUUGCCUCUGUUCCAAAAUUAAGAACGGAAGAAAAACCCCGUUGAAUCAAGCCAGUGACCCAUCAAGUCCAGCAUCCUUUUUCACAUUGGCCAACCAGAUGCCUAUGGAAAACCUAAAAACAGAACCUGAGCAAAAAAGCACUCUCCCCCUUUGUAAAGGUAAAGGUACCCCCGACCGUUAGGUCCAGUCGCGGAUGACUCUGGGGUUGCAGCGCUCAUCUCACUCUAUAGGCCGAGGGAGCUGGAGUUUGUCCACAGACAGCUUCUGGGUCAUGUGGACAGCUGUUUACCUUCCCGCCAGUGUGGUACCUAUUUAUCUACUUGCACUUUGACGUGCUUUCGAACUGCUAGGUGGGCAGGAACUGGGACUGAAGAAUGGGAGCUCACCCCCUUGCUGGGAUUUGAACCGCCGACCUUCUGAUCGGCAAGCCCUAGGCUCUGUGGUUUAGACCACAGUGCCACCUGUGUCCCACUGUGCCACACUGGUAAAUUGGACUUCACCCCUACCUAUAGCUCUUUCUGCUUUUUUAAAUAAUCAAGGCUGGGUUGGACCUUUGUGCUCAAUAAGCCAAAGUGAAGGCUUUUUUUGUGGCAGAAGGUGACCCUGUUUUGAAACCUUUGCUGAUUCUUCCUAUUGCAUGAGUUUCUUUCAAAACUUCCUGUGGCUCACACCACAGUCCAUGUUCUCUGAUCGCAAUACAGUGGCUUGGAAGCUACAUUCCUACCUAUAAGCAAUUUUUAACUGUCUAGUGCAAUUGUUUCCCAAACAUGGGUCUGCAGAUGUUUUCGGACUACAAUUCCCAUCAUCCCUGCCCAUUGGUCUUGCUGGCUAGGGAUGAUGGGAGUUGUAGUCCCAAAGCAGCUGGAGACCCAAGUUUGGGAAACACUGAUCUAGUGAAACGGAGAGAGAGAGAGAAAAAUACUCUGCUGCGGAAAAGCUUCCAUGACAGGAUGGAGUUAAUGGGAGGAAUGAAAUGUUUGUGUGUGUGUGUGCUCAUUCACAUUUGUGUGGUCCUGUCCCCUCUGCCAGCAGCAGGCCACAGACAGAGCAUGGUUUAAAUGAGUCAGCAGUGUGGCACCACAAAAGAUUUCAAUGCAUGCACACAGUGCAAGCUUUAUUUAAUAUGGCGUUGAACUGACCGGAGGGCCAUUCCUGUAACACUCCUAAUUGUCUCCUUGCGUUUACCCUUUUAAGUUUUAGAGCGCUCUGAGCGGAACAAACAAAAGAUAGCAGAAUUAUGCAAACAAAUGGGAUGCAUAAUAACGUGAGGUAUAAAUAUUCUCCGAGUCGAAACGAAGUAGACGGAGCAAGUUUUUUUUUAGCAAGAGGCAGUGUGGGGAAGUGUGGUGUCAUGUGGCUAUGUGACAGGAAACUCAGCUGAAAGCUGAGGUGAGCUUCAGACGUGACGGCUCUCCUACUGUUGAAGACAGUGCAGGUCUGUGUUUUUCUUUUUGCAGCAAGUUUUUAUUCUUUUCGAAUAUGAGUGUUAAUGUGUGUGUUUAAGGUUGUCGUGGUUGGGGUAGGACGAUUGUAGCAUGAGACUUUCACUAGGACAGCGCUGAGCUUCUGACUUGCAAGGUCGCCCAAAAGAUGCAUAUAACAGGGAACAAUUAAUAUUCAGGUUGGUGGUUCAGUUUGUAUGUGUGUGUGUGCUGGUGAACUUACCUGUCUGUGAGAAGAUGAGAAUUUUAAUAUUUUGGUAGUGAAAGCAUGUUUUAUUGUUGUGGCACCAGCGGUUCUCAACCUGUGGGUCCCCAGAUGUUGUUGGACUACAACUCCCAUCAUCCCUGAGCUCUGGCCUUGCUAGCUAGGGGUGAUGGGAGUUGUAGUUCAACAACAUCUGGGGACCCACAGGUUGUGAAACACACACACACAGCUGGGGUGGGGAGAACCUUGAACUGUUAUUGUAAUUGGCUAAUGCAAAAGACUUAAGGCUGCAAUCCUAUACACAGCUAUUGUCAAUUCGUGUGUUUCUUUUUUGGUCCGUUUAGGUUUUCUGUUGUUUGUUUUUGUUUUUGUUUUCUUUUUCUCUCUUUUUUAUGUACGGUUGUUUCAUUUUUCUGUUUGCUUAUGAAAAUUAAUAAAAAGAAUUUUUUUAAAAAAUUGUCCAAUCGUGCCUCCUUUGGAGUAAGGCCCCUUGAAUUUAGUGGGAAUUAAAUUAUAUGUGCUUUUGUGUAAGCAUGCCUAGGAUUGUGCUGCAGAUGUGGCUGCUCCUUUAGUGGAGUUUGCUAGCUCUGAAAUGCUAUUACUGAUUUCAAUACUUACAGUGCCUAAUAAUUUUCUAAGCCCUGCACGUAUAUUAAAAGAGAGCACAAGGGCCUGCUUGUGAGCUUGCGGCAUAAUUAGAUGCAAAAUGAGCGAAGAAGAGGAAAGCAAGCGUUGCGGCUCCUCCAGGGGCCGGUGAAUGGAGCCAGGUUGGUCUCCCCUUUGUCAUGGUGUUCUCCUUGGAUGCAGACAAAAAUCAUAGAAUUUGUAGAGUUGGAAGGGACCACGAAGGUCAUCUAACCCAACCCCCUGCAAUGCAUAACUCUUUUGCCCAGUGUGGGACUUGAACCCACAACUCUGAGAUUAAGACUCUCAGUGCUCCAUGGAGCUCUGGCCAAUGGCAUAAGCCAGAGUGUGCCUCCUUUUGCUUCUUCAGUCCCUGGGCAUCGAUCUGAUUUUGCUUUCUUCUUUGUCUUUGUCUGAAACGUGUCUCACUUAAACCCUUUUUGCUCCAAGAGUAAGAAGAAAAUCUUCCCAGCAUCCAGACAAUUGCUGGGCUUGGUGUAAGGGGCCUAACUGGUAGGAUCAGAUAUUCUUUUUUCCCCUCCUCUGGACCUCCUUCCUCCCCAGGCUGUAUCACAAGCUGUUUUUGAAACUUCCAUCAGUUUCAAUUGCAGUCUUCCAGCGGACGACGGGGGGGGGGGGUUGCUUUUGGAGGAAAAACAAGUCCAAAAGUGCAUUUAAAGUCACAGAACCAGUUGGGUGGUUCUGUGGCCUCUGUCCUUCUCUGUGAAUAACUUGCAUAUUCUUCUGAAAAUUCAGGGUAGUGCUGAGACUAGGACUGGGCGGGGGAGGGGGCACCCAAGUUGAAAUACAUUCUCAGCCAAAAAUUGCCUGACCGGGUAGUUGUGAGGACAACAUGGUUGGGGGAGGGGAAAUGCGUGUCUCACUUUGAGACCCAGAAAGGACAUGGGGGAAAGAGCACCAACCCAAAAACUGGAUCAGUGACUUCCAAGACGUUGUCCUGUGGUCUGUCCCUAACUGUGCAAAAUAAUAUUUGGGUUCAGAAUGUUUUAUAAUAUGCUGAUUCUUGACAAUGCAGAGGUUGACUAGUGUUUUUCUACCCCCUCCUUCUGAAAAGAAAAUGUCCUUGUCAUCACAGUGGUGAAAAUCCACAACCUGUGGGGGUUUUUUUAGUUAUAGGCACAUGUAACAAAAUAAUCAGCAUUUGCUGCUGUAAUGAGACAUGCCUGGGUCAGCAGUUCGAAUCCCCGCGAUGGAGUGAGCUCCCGUUGCUCUGCCCCAGCUCCUGCCAACCAAGCAGUUCGAAAGCACAUCAGUGCAAGUAGAUAAAUAGGUAUUGCUACGGCGGGAAGGUAAACAGUGUUUCCGUGCGCUCUGGCUUCCGUCCCAGUGUCCCAUUGCACCAGAAGCAGUUUAGUCAUGCUGGCCACAUGACCCGGAAAGCUGUCUGUGGACAAAUGCCGGCUCCCUCGGCCUGAAAGCAAGAUGAACACCGCAACCCCAUAGUCGCCUUUGACUGGACUUAACCAUUCAGGGGACUUUUACCUUUACUUUUACCUUUGUAUGAUUGGAUUCACAUAAAUACUGCUAGAUCUAUGCAAUAAUGCUAUUUAUAGGGAAGAACGCAAACUUCUUUAGUGUGUUGUGCUUCUGGUGGUGAAGCCUGUGACAUUCAUUGGCUGAAGCAGCAGCACAGAAUGUUCAUAACCACCCCAACUAUUCAGGCUUCAUAGAUUAUACAUCUAUACAGCUCAGUUUCUGUGGGGGAAGGAGAAGUUGUCAGUUUGGCAAGGGAUUAGAACCUCACCCAGACCUUAGUUACAGAAGUAGGUUUGUCAACUAGUCUCACAAGAAUGAGGGAACUAGAGGGUUGCAAUCUUGGAGGUAACAUGGCUGAAUCAAGGGACCCAACUCAGUAAAGGAACCCAGCUGAGAAAAGAGAAUUGAGAGAGAGAAAGGGACGAGUGGGAGAAGGUCCUCUGAAUAAGACUCUAAGUGUGGUUUAAGGAGAGGAAGGCCGGGGUACAAGGGAAGGAGACCAAGAAACUGAAGGUAGCUGGAGGAAAUUGGACAAAAAGUGAGUGGUGUUUUAAGGCGGAGACCUGGGGAACUGAUGGAAUGAAGAAAGAAUAAGCAAGAGGGAAAGUCUGACCGCAGCAUAAUUUCACAAGUGUUGGAGGUACAGGAAGGUCCGUUCUGGGAACUGGAGAGAAAUGGCCAGUCAAAGGAGAUUUAGUCCUUGUAGGACCCUGGGCCAUGGAGAAAAGGAUCCAGAAGAUUACUUGAUUUAGCAGUCUUCCCCAUCCUGGUGUUUGACUACAAUUCCCAUUAACCCCUGUGCCAGUAUGGCCAGUGGGUCUGGGGUGAUGGGAGUUGUAGUCCAAAACAUCUGGCUUUUAGGAACUAGGCUCCGAUUGACGUGUUUUGCCAGUUGUGGCUUCCACUGCCACUGCCGUCAGCAUGGCGAUCUGGUGACCCUAAAGAAACAGUAGCAAGGCCCUGUAAAUAGGUGUUGUAAGGAAAGGCUGAGUUGCAAAUACUGAGUGAGCACCCACCACACUGUGUUAUAAUUUUCAGGGCGCGGGUUCGUUUGCCAGGAACGUUUAUGUUUGCUCUCUUGCACUUCUCAAGCACUUACUGCCUAUAUAGGUACACAGAGGCUGACUCUAGACACAUCAAGCGUUUCAGUUAAACACGUAAAUUUAAACUGGGAAAACAGGUAGAGAGAGAAAACGGGACUCCACAGCGCCAUCUGGUGGCGCAAUGUUUAUAUCGCAUAUACAGUGCCUAUAAAUUGCUUUUUCUUUGCCAUUCUCGCUGAGUCCAGAGAGGGCUUUCUCGCAUCACUCCUAUUGGGGCAAGUCCACAGAUGCUGCAGGGCUGUGCCACUUCCUCUUCCUGUUUCACUUGUCUAUGAAUGAAGUAGGCAAAACAGGAAGCAGCAGCCACCUCUGUGUACCAAUAUAUAUACAGGCGGGGUCACCCUGUGGAGUGCCCUCCCAUCAGUUGUCAAGGAAUUAAACAACUAUCUGACUUUUAGAGGACAUCUGAAGGCAGCCCUCUAUAGGGAAGUUUCUGAUGUUUGAUGUCUUACUGUGUUCAAAUUUAUUGGAAGCCGCCCAGAGUGAUAGGGGACAACACAGAUAGCAUCUUCCGCUUUAAGUGCAAUUAUUGCGUGAAGAUUUGUGCAAUUGCAAACCUCUGUGCACAAAAAUCAUGCUGUGAAAAAAAAUGGCCCCUGUGUCCUGCAAGGCUAUGUGUGUGACUGUACAAAACCUUUGGUUUCCAUUGUACAAGGCCAUUCACUUUGCUUCAGGUUCUAUGUUUUCUUUCACACUCGUAGCACUUCUUUGUGGACCUGUAAAAUGAAUGGAAAAUCUUUUUUGAAAGCACCACCAUUGAAGCAUGCAAAAGCAAAGCAGUGAAUGAUAGCCUGUGUUUGAUAAACGGAUAACGCUGCUUGAUGAGAAAAACUGAGAAAAGUUAGAGAAGAGGAAGUGGGAAGAGUCAGAGAGCAUUGCGACAGAGGCAAAGAAGGGAGGGGGAAAAACAAUAAGGGGAUUGUACAAAAGUGGUAACUGCGUAAACCAGAGAGGGGAGAAUUAAUUUUCCAGAUUAAAAUUAGAGCAGCAGGAAGAAGAGCAAGAAAAGACUACGCAACUAUGUAAAAAUGGAAGAAUGAAGUAAUGGUUCAGGCUAGGGCUGGGCGAUAUAUCAAUAUAUUGUCCAAAACCAAUUUGAAGUCCAUAUCGUGAUAUCAGUUUCAUAAUAAAAAUCACAAUGGAGGGAAUACCACGGAGCCACCCAAUAUCACUACAUAGCUCCAUCCUUGUUUCAGACAUCAUGAUAUAUUAUUAUAUUGCGAUGUUUAGCUGUGAUAGAUCACGAUUUUUGAAAAAUAUCUGAAGGAACAUCUCCACCCCCAUCUUUCAGCCCAGACACUGAGGUCCAGCUCCGUGGGCCUUCUGGCGGUUCCCUCACUGCCAGAAGUGCGGUUACAGGGAACCAGGCAGAGGGCCUUCUCGGUAGUGGCACCCACCCUGUGGAAUGCCCUCCCAUCAGAUGUCAAGGAAAUAAACAACUACCUGACUUUAAGAAGACAUCUGAAGGCAGCCCUGUUUAGGGAAGUUUUUUUAUGUUUGAUGUUUUAUCGUGUUUUUAAUAUUCUGUUGGGAGCAGCCCAGAUGGGCAGGGUAUGUAUAAAUAAAUAAAUAAAAUUAUUAUUAUUAUUAUUAUUAUUAUUAUUAUUAUUAUUACCCAGCCCUAGUUCAGGCUCAACAGAAAGAGAGAACAGGUAAGGAAAUGAAUCUAAGCUGCUGUGGAGGCUGAGGCAGUGUGUGUGUUUGGGGAGGGGGGGUGAGUUGAUUUUGCAAUGCUGGAGAGAGGCUGGCUUGAGAAGCCUCACCAGCGGUUCGAUGGUUCUCACGCUUCCAUCUAAGGCAGUUGAUCACAGGCCUGGGGAGCCACUGAGGUGUAGCUCGUGGCGUAUUGGAUCUGCUCAGCCAUGAAGCCGACAUCGUGACCUUGAGCUCGUUGUUAUUUGCCAGCCUAACCAACCUCGCAGCGUGCUUGGAGGACAUCUGAUGCUUGAUAAUAGGAUGUGGUAUUGGGUUCUUAUUUUUGUACAAGUGCAAUAAAAAGGACGUGCAGCCAACACACACCUGUUCCAAGCUAGGACUUAGCCUAGGGUAUCGAUACAUGGCAGCCCAUCUGCCUUCUGCUUUCAGGCCAGAACCUUUCUUCUGCACUGUGCUUCUUCCUGCUCAGAUCCUCCUGCGCUCUGCAGCUGUUGCAAGAGGUACAGCAUGCAUUUCAUUUCUUUUUCGAAUUCGCUCCCAGAAGCUUUGGCAAAGGCCACCUGCUUAGAAAUAGGUUCAAAGCAUAUUCCCUAGGAGAGGAGGCCUAUCACUGGCUAAUAUGGAACAUCCAGCUUCAGGGGCAGUCUACCAUGUAACCGGGACGCGGGUGGUGCCGUGGGUUAAACCACAGAGCCUAGGACUUGCCGAUCAGAAGGUCGGCGGUUCGAAUCCCUGCAACGGGGUGAGCUCCUGUUGCUCGGUCCCUGCUCCUGCCAACCUAGCAGUUCGAAAGCACGUCAAAGUGCAAGUAGAUAAAUAGGUACCACUCUGGCGGGAAGGUAAAUGGCGUUUCCGUGCACUGCUCUGGUUUGCCAGAAGCUGCUUAGUCAUGCUGGCCGCAUGACCCGGAAGCUGCACGCCGGCUCCCUUGGCCAAUAAAGCGAGAUGAGCGCCGCAACCCCAGCGUCGGCCACGACUGGACCUAACGGUCAGGGGCCCCUUUACCUUUACCAUGUAACCAGUGUUAGAAACUUAUAUAUAUAACCCCGGCACUAUAUGGCUCCUUAAAGCAGGGUUACAGUCGCCAAAACAUAACGCCUGGUUGCCAUUUUUGGGCCAGGUGGCUCAAAAGCCGUAUUUUUCAAUACCACUUUUGGGUUCCUGAAGUUCAUUCUGAUUGUGCAGAUAGAAUAUCAUGGAUAGAAUUCUACAGGAUGUGUUGCCACUGUGUGAAAACGAUCAAGACCCAAUGAUCUCCAGGCGUGGCACCUCCAGAUGGUGGAGACAUCAGGCGUCAUCCUGCCACCUGAGCAUCUUCACUUGGUCACAAGAGGCCGAAAGCCAAGUACAAAAAUGCGAUUGGCACCUGGCGAAUAUCGAACUCUGCACGUAACAGCAGAGGGCUUUCUGGAUGCACGUGGAAGAUCAAUCUGGGAAAAUGGGACACUGAGCUAGAUCGACCUUUCAUCUGAUCAGCUGGGUUUCUUGUAUUAUUUCUUGUGCUAUAGAUGCAAGAGCCUGCACGAGAAAAGCAGUUUGAAAAGUGGGCAGUGUGGGUUUUCUUUAAAGCUGUUUCCCUAACUUCCAAGGUUUUUUAUAUAUAUAAUUUAUCUGGCUAUUUAAGCUACCAUGCUGUUUUGUUUCAAUAGGCUCCUGUCCCGGAGCUUAGGUGGAAUUGUAAUUAAAGUGAAUUGGGGUUAAUAAAGUGCUCCUAUUAGUUGCACUUUUCUGAAAGCCCUCGGUGUUUUGUUUUUCCUGCAUAGCCCUGCGUGCCACCAGAGCUCAUUUGACCCACUAGCAUGUUUUUCCUGUUGGCGCCUGUAGGUGCCCUGCACAGCUGCCCUUGCCCUUAUACCCUCCUUUCCGCACCUGUCUGAAUUCAAGCCCUGCCGGUCAUUUCGAUUAAAAUCUUGUCCCUGGGAGUGGCUGGUGGGUGUUUUGUGUUCAGAGGGAGUAGGAGUGUGUGUGUGUAUGUGUUUUGGUCGUGCUUUUCUGCCCUUUUGGUUUGCAACAAAAAAUAAUUAAUAGGAAUGUUAUUAUGAAGCCAAUUGAGCGUUAAGUAAAGUGCAUAACAUUAGUUAUAGAAGUGUAAAAUGUAAAGUAACAGUUUAAGUGGUUCUGGCAGUGGGCUCCAUGCCCUGGCAUAUGUCCAACAUCUGCCGAACUUUGCUGCUUAGAGAUGUUAAAAUCUGUGUAUUAUUUUAUUAGCUUUUCAAAGGUGCAAACCGCGAUUUCUGCUAUUUUUUUAAAGAGCCUGCUAUAUAGACACACACUGCUUACUCCUUCUCCAGGGCCCUUGUAAACACCUCCUUUCUCUGUCAUAUUUUGAUAAUUUUUUUAAUUUUUACAAUAGACUAUAGUGUGAUGCUUUACAAACUAGCUCAGAAGUAGCCAAUGUGGUACUCUUCCCCAGAUGUUUUAGACCACAACUCCCUGACUUUUGGCCAAACUGACAUGGGAUGUUGGGAAUUGUGGUCCACAGAGGCUAGACUAGACAGUGCAAAUGAAGGAUGCAAAUACUCUUCUAAAACGUAAAUAAAUAGGGACAAAUGAUCAGCACGAGGAGGGAAGGGCAUGGGUGAGUUUUCCGUGAUGGCAACCUUGGUUAUGUAACCCUUACAAAUCUCUGCUUUUGGGGGAGCAACUCUGUGGGGUAGAUAGAAGGUUUCAUGCUCCUUGUACAGCAGCUUCUUGCAAAGGCAUUCCACAAACCCAAGCCUUCCUACUCUUCAGCUGUCCUGAAGCUCCAAAGAACUACAGUUGCAGGUGUCUUGGCGUGAUCAAAGUCUCUCAAACAAAUUAGUGCGUGUGCUUUAUUUCUCAGAAAAGGUAACUGCUGCCCAGAUUUUUCAAAGAUUCGUUUGGGACCUGCCAGCCAGCCUUGGGCCAGAUGUUUAAGUGAAUUUGUUUAGUGUGCAAAUUAAGUGUCUUGGCUUUUUUCCUUUUUUUUUUUAGCCGAUUCAUUAGUAGCCUGCAGUUUUGCUAGGCUAUGAAGAUUUGUGUUUGGCCCCUUCUAAAAGAAGCUUCUGUAUGGGGUCAGACAAUAGAAAAAUAUCAUUAAAUGCUUGGCCCAAUUUCGGCUGCGUUUGUGCAUGUGCAUACGCAUUGCCUGUUUGUUUUCUCCCCCAGGCUAAUAGCCAGGGAAAUUUUGUUUCCUUUGGUAUAUUUCCUAAGUAAAUGUUUUGCAAGGUUUCUUUCACCUCCAAAGUUCCAAGUAGUUUGGAAAUGUCAGUUGAAUAACACUCUUUUGAGUGGGUAUUCCUAACCCUAAACAUGCUCGAAACAGAAAUUGCUGAUUUUUAUCAUCUGGGUUAGGAUUACUGUCCAGACCUCCCCAAACCUUGUGUGUUCCAGAUGUUUUGGACUAGAAUGCCAAUCUCUGUCUCAGCCAGGUGGAGGUUAUAUGGCAAGACAUCUGAAGGGCACCAGGUUGGGGAUGACUGAUUCAGACGAAGUAGGAUCUGAAACAAUAUAUAAAUCAUGCAUAGAAGUAUGGGCAGGAGGCUUCGAGUUCUGGUAUUCCAGUUUUAUUCUGGCAAAGAAGAUUUCCCCUGCCCCACCCCUCAAUCUCUGCAAAUGCAGUUUUCCAUUUAUUAAUGGCAGAAACUAAAUAGAAAAGUAAGUAAGCUUAAAACAAAUUCAUUCUUGCCUGGUGCUGCCAAAAUAUUUAUCCCUACUGGCAGCAUUGCAGCAUUGAAAUAAAAUUUAAAAGUUAACAGGGAGGAGAAGAGGCCGUUUCAUACUGUUCUUUGUGGUUUUCGCAGGUGCUUAAGCUAAAAAGGAAGCAAGUUGAAUUGCUUUUAUUAAAAGUUUUCUGCUUAUUUUGCAAGGUAUUAAACUGGUGUCUCCCCUCUACCCACCCAAAAAACCCUGCUGAUUGAUGAGACUCAGCUUUUUUCUCUCCCUGAGCUGGAACUAGAAUAGAGGCACAUAUGCUGAGAACAGGAGAACAAUCUGAAAUAUUUCAGUGCUCAGCCAGAGAUUGUGUAUUUGUUCCACAAGAUGAAAUUCAAAAGCCACAGUAUCUUUCUUUGGACCACUUAAAAUCAUAGCGGUCAACUUUCAGAUUUGAAAGUAAGGGAUUAGCAGCCUCGAAAAUAAGGGAUCAGCAGCCUCACCUGUCCUGGGGACAGUUUACGGGAUAUCUAACAAUCCGGGAUAGCAGUGGGAAGCAGCGGGAAACGGCGCUGGAAUAAGGGAAUUUCCCGCAAAAAAAGGGACGGUUGACAGCUAUGCCUAAAAUCUGGGGUGGGGUGGGGGGGAUGUACUAAGUAGUGUUUUAAGUUCUCCAGAACUCAUCUUCAGGUUGAAUGUUUAGCAAAAGGGAGAGUUCUGGAGAACUCAAAAAGUUUGCUCACCAGGAAGGAGUGGUUUGACACUUCCUUCCACAGCCACGAACUCAGUGGAAACACCUCUCUCCAGUGCAUGGUACCGCAGUUAGCGAUAGGGGGAAAAUAUCCCAUUGCGUCGUGAUGAGGGAGGAAGGAGUUGGACCUCCGCUACCUGUGUGCUGUGGUCCUCGUGGAAAUCGGGAGAGAGAGCAUUCUCUUCGCCUAGGAUUACUUUAAAAAUAUGUAUCUUGUCUUACUAUAAUCAGCAUGAUUUGAUGUAGUUAAAGCACCACAGUGGCACGUGUGACAGGCGUCAUUCAAAGCCCAAAGGCAAAUUUGCUUCUGUUAAACCCCCGACUGCUGAGAGAACGUGAAGAAGUAUCUUUGGGAAUUCAAUGAGUUGGCAUGUGCAGAGCACAUACACAAAAGUUGUUAGUUGGUUAUGUAUUCAGAUUGGUGUGGUUUGUGGGUGGAGACGCUUGCUUGCUACUUGGUGACCUUUAAGGGCUGAAGUAGACAUUAUGUUAAUCGUGGGGUUAACAACCACAUACAGGGAUUUUAUAAGUAUAAUGAUAUGUGCAAGGCAAUGGAGAGGGGAGAAUUUUUUCAUCGGGAUCAUAGCAAGGGCUUGUUUACCCCUUCCCUCCACUUCUGUAAGCCUGACAAAAAUUAUCCCCCUUGUGCAGCAGUUUGGACUUCCAAAACGUUCAGAAACCAAAGCGCGGCUUCCGAUUGGCUGAAGGAAGCUCCUGCAGCCAGUCGGAAGCCCUGUUGGUCGUUCGGGUUCCAAAGAAUAUUCACAAACUGGAACACUCUUGGGUUUCUGGCAUUCAGAAGCGGAAACAUUUGACUCGCAAGUUGUUCGGGAUCCAGGGUACGACUGUACAGUGGACCCUCCGGAUAUGAAUUACCGUAUUUUUCGCUCUAUAAGACGCACUUUUCCCCUCCUAAAAAGUAAGGGGAAAUGUGUGUGCGUCUUAUGGAGCAAAUGCAGGCUGCGCAGCUAUCCCUGAAUCCAGGAGAACAAGAGGGAUCGGUGCGCACCAAUCCCUCUUGCUCUCUUGGCUUCAGGGAUAGUCGCACGAAGCCUCUUCAGUGCAACGGGAGGAGCGCUCCCCCUGCCCUGAAGAGGCUUGGCACGGCUAUCCCAGAAGCCAGAACAGCAAGAGGGAUUGCUGCUUUCGCUGCGCAGCAAUCCCUCUUGCUGUUCUGACUUCGCUUAGCUGGAGAGGCACUGCGUAGCUUUCCUUCUGCUGAAGGGAAAGCUGCGCAGCGCCCCUUCAGCAAAGCGGGAGGAGAAACGGAGCUCCUUCCAUUUCUCCUCCCGCUUUGCUGGAGAGGCGCUGCGCAGGGAGGGAGAGAAUUUUUUUUCUUGUUUCUUGUCCUCUAAAACUAGGUGUGUCUUAUGGUCGGGUGCGUCUUAUAGAGCGAAAAAUACAGUGAAUUCAUUCCGGGGGUCCAUCCGCAACCUGAAAAGCCCGUAGGCAGAGACGCUGCUUCUGUGCACGCGGCGCAAUUGAGCGCUUCUGCGCAUGUGUGUGGCACACAGAGUGCUUCUGCUCAUGCGUGCGCAGUGAAACCUGGAAGUAUACACUUCCUGGUUUGCCACAUUCGUAACCCAAAAGUUACGUACCCAGAGCGGUACAUAACUAGAAGGUCCACUGUAUUUGACUUUUAAAAAAAACCCCACACACAAUGCAAAUGGUUUUAUUAUUUUAAAAGUUAAAAACUUAACUUUCAAAUAUGUCUUUAAAAGGUAUCUUUCAUUGGCAGUCAUUGCUAAACAAUGGCCUUAGUUUUUGAAUCCAUAUGGUGGGGGGCUGGGACUUACAGCGUUAUCCUUUAAAAAAGAGAGAUGAAAGGUAUGUUGCUUAUUCCCUCACUUCCCCCCUGCCCCCUUAUUUCCUAAUUCCCGUGAAGAUAUGCUAAAGUCAAAACUCAGCUCCUCUCCUUCCCUUUGUCUGUAUUGCGCACAAGCUUGAAUGCUGAAGUUUGCAUGAUCUCCCUCCAACCAAUAGACUGCAACAGCUGGAAGGUUAGCUGAGGAUACAGCUUCACAUUAAAAAAAUCUCCCUUAACUGGUCAAAGCAGAUUCAUCAUACAGGUGAUUUCUCUCUCUCUCGAACACUUAAGGGGGGGAAAUCAUGUAAAUUUAGCCAAAUUCCUGAAACUGUAAUAUUUAUCCAAAAUGUAGUUGCCAUACCAUGUUGUUAAAUGUUCUGGUGGUGAAUGUAACACAUGGGACAAAUUAUACAGAGGGCGGCUUUCUUCCUGAAAGCUUUAGUCUACGCUGUGUGGAAAACUCAUAUGGCUCUCUGUAUACUUUUUUCCAGCCAAACAUCUAUAUUUCAGGGUCAGCCCAGGCACCACUUUUGAUGAUGCUAGGAGGGCAUCAUAUCACAACAAAGGGAGGGAGCACUUAACCUUUGCUCCCGUCAGCUGUUUUUCUACAGCAAAACACUUCUCCCUAACACUUCCUAUCCAAAUGGGAUUCCAGACAAGUUUUUUUAGUUUGCAAAACCAUGGACUAUGAAACCCUCCAAACUGAAGCACCUUAGAGGAAGGUCCUGAUGAAAUCAGUGGGGGUUUGAGUCAGAUUCCUUAGGAUCGGGUGGUCAUUAAUGACUGUACAAUCUAUUCAGGAGCUUUAAGCACCUCCCUCUCUCAUCUGGCGGCCUCCCCAUUGCAUUUUGGAGAGGAGGAGAAGGAGCUGUGCCCAGGAUUUAGGUACCAUACUUUAAACAUGCCACGCUGGGCAAAGGCUCUGAAACCGCCAUUUCUGUUUGCACUCUUUUUACGUGGAUUUCUUGAAAACAAGUCAUGCCAGAUGAAUCAUAUUUCUUUUUUGAUAAAAAUUACAAGACUGGUGGAUCAGGGGAAUGCUGUGGAUGUAGUAGUAUAUCUUGAUUUCCAUAAGGCUUUUGACGAAGUCCCCAAUGAUAUUCUUGUGGAGAAGCUGGAAAAAUGUGUACUGGAUGAGGUAACUGUUAGGUGGAUUUGCAACUAGUUGACUGGCUGAACCCAAAGAGUGCUCACUAAUGGUUCCUUGUCAUCCUGAAAAAAUGGGGACAAGUGGGAGGCUGCAGGAUUCUGCUUUGGGCCUACUGGUAUUCAACAUCUUUAUAAACAACUUGUCUCAAGGUAUUGUGGGGAAGCUAACCAAAUUUGCAGAUCACGCCAAUCUGGAAGGGGGAGCCAUUACCACAGAAUCGGGACUCAAGUUGACCUUAACAGAUUGGAGAACUGUGCCCAAACAAACAAAAUGAAUUUCAGUAGGGACAAAUGUAAGGUUCUUCACUUAGCCAGCAAGAACCAGCUGCACAAAUAUAAGGUGGGGAACAUCUGGAUUGCCAGUAGUACAUGUGAAAAGGAUCUAGGAGUCUUAACAAGCUUAACAUGCAAGAAUGGUGCAGCAGCAAAGAAAGCAAAUGCUAUUCUAGGCUGCAUCAAUAGAAGUAUAGUGUCUGGGUCAAGGGAAGUACCGGUAAUAGUCCCACUGUAUUCUGCCUUGGUCAGGCCAUACUUGGAGUACUGUGUCCGGUUCUGGGCACCGCAAUUUAAAGAUAUUGACAAGCUGACAUGUGUGCAGAGGAGGGCAACCAAGAUGACCAAGGAUCUGGAAACCAAACCUUAAGAGGAACAGUUGAGGGAAUUGGGUAUAUUUAGCCUAGUAGAGAGAAGACUGAGAGGAGAUUUAGUUACAGGUAGGUAGCCGUGUUGGUCUGCCGUAGUCGAAACAAAAAAUAAAAAAACCCUUCCAGUAGCACCUUAGAGACCAACUAAGUUUGUUAUUGGUAUGAGCUUUCGUGUGCAUGCACAAUUCUUCAGAUACCAGCACUGCAUGCACACAAAAGCUCAUUCCAAUAACAAAUUUAGUUGGUCUCUAAGGUGUUACUGAGAGGAGAUGUGAUAGCCAUAUUAAAAUAUCGAAAGGGCUGGCACAUGGAAGAUGGAACAAGGUUGUUUUCUCUUGCUCCGGAGGGUAGGCCCCAAACCAAUGGGUCCACGUUACAAGAAAGAAGAUUGCGACUGAACAUCAGGAAGAGCUUUCUGACAGUAAGAGCUGUUAGACAGUGCAACGGUCUCCCUUGGGAGGCUGUGGGCUCUCCUUCCUUGGAGGUUUUUAAGCAGAGGUUGGAUGGCUGUCUGUCAUUUAUGAUCUUCUUGAAAUUUCUGCAUUGCAGGGGGUUGGACUAGAUGAUCCUUGGGAUCUCUACAGUUCUCUGAUUUUACAGUGCAUUUGAUUUGUCGUAGGUCAACAAAUAAUUGCCCUCUUGUGCUUUCACAGAGGUGGGAAGAUUGCAGAAAAUCUGACUCUCUCUGUGUGUGCACAUGCAAAGAUCAGAACAGCAGCAGUCGCAGGUCUAGAUCAUGGGGAGGCAAACUAAGGCCCGGGGGCCGGAUCCGGCCCAAUCGCCUUCUAAAUCUGGCCCGCGGACAGUCCGGGAAUCAGCAUGUUUUUAUAUGAGUAGAAUGUGUCCUUUUAUUUAAAAUGCAUCUCUGGGUUAUUUGGGGGGCAUAGGAAUUCAUUCCCCCCCCCAAAAAUAUAGUCUUGCCCCCCACAAGAUCUGAGGGACAGUGGACCAGCCCCCUGCUGAAAAAGUUUGCUGACCCCUGGUCUAGAUCCUUUGUAGCACGACUCUUUCACCCUUUUUAAAGUACCUCUUUUUGACAUAUGCAGUGCUGGGGGUUUUUUGCAGUUCCUUUUGCCAUGCAGCCACUUCUGUAUCUGAAGCCCAGCUAUAGCAAUUUCUUUUCUCAACAACCGCCAUUGCAAGGUUUGUGUGUUAGUUGCUACCUCAACGUGCUGGCAGGCAUAACAAAUAUGGUUGUCACAGUUUCAGCCCUGUCCAAUGAGGCACCCUGAAAGAGGAGUCCUUGUGAUAGAACUCCCACCUCCCCAUGGCUGGCAUGGGAGUUGCUAGGUGCAGCGUCGGGCAGCUACAGAGAGAGCCCUGCCCUGUCUCCUGUCAAUUGCCUUAGGUGUGCAGAAGAAAGCCUCCUUUCUCCUGGGUAUACGUGCAGAAGAGUCUGCUAUGUGGUGGAGGGUGAGCAGCUGAAAGGGCAGGUCCAAAGCUCUGCCCUCCAUGCACAAAGAUGUGCACCAGACCCUACUGAGAUACAGGUAGAACGACUUGCACCUGCAGAUGUCAUGCAGAUUUGUGGAGAUGGCUUGUGCAGUCACAGGCCUCCUGUUGAAUGUACAGUGGUACCACUGGUUAUGUACUUAAUUCGUUCCGGAAGUCCAUUCUUAACCUGAAACUGUUCUUAACCUGAAGCACCACUUUAGCUAAUGGGGCCUCCCGCUGCCGCCACGCCGCCAGAGCAUGAUUUCUGUUCUCAUCCUGAAGCAAAGUUCUUAACCCGAGGUACUAUUUCUGGGUUAGCGGAGUUUGUAACCUGAAGUGUCUGUAACCUGAAGCAUAUGUAGCCCGAGAUACCACUGUAAUUGGGAGUAACCAAGUGGGUGGCGCUUUGGGUUAAACCACAGAGCCUAGGACUUGCCGAUCAGAAGGUCGGCGGUUCGAAUCCCGUUGUUCGGUCCCUGCUCCUGCCAACCUAGCAGUUCGAAAGCACGUCAGAGUGCAAGUAGAUAAAUAGGUACCGCUCCAGCGGGAAGGUAAACGGCGUUUCUGUGCGCCGCUCUGGUUCGCCACAUGACCCAGAAGCUGUACGCCGGCUCCCUCGGCCAAUAAAGCAAGAUGAGCACCGCAACCCCAGAGUCGGCCACGACUGGACCUAAUGGUCAGGGGUCCCUUUACCUUUUAAGUAACCUGUGGCCCUCCUGAUGUUGUUUGCCUUCAGUGCCAGACGGUACAAUCCAGCACAGCCGAUGGUCAGGGAUGGUUAGAGUUGUCAUCUAGCAACAUCUGAAGGGUGAUACACAGGUUCCCCACUUCUGAUGUAGCCCCUUCACAGUGAAGCCGUGACGCAUCAGUCUUCCAAGGCAGAGGGGAACUGUGUCGCCACGUAUGCAACCUCUGCCUGCUACAAACAGUUUCUCACCAUGCCAUGCUAGAUAGGGGCCAGCAUGUGGGGGGGGGGGAACCCUGGCAUUGCUGAAGACCAUCAAAAUCAGCUGUAUGUUUGCAGAAAGCCAUUUUUAACAACACCUGUAAGCUUAUGCCGUUGAACACCGCAGCGCAGAAUUAUUUAGAGACUGGUUUAGACUUCCUGGGAGUACUGCUGUCAUUUUAUUUGGAAAUGUUGACAGGAAAACCAGUGCUUGUGCAGUGUGUGAAGGCCACAAUUGGGGGGGGGAGGACCAUCUCCACCCCGAUCAUUCAGCCCGGACACUGAGGUCCAGCUCCAAGGGCCUUCUGGCGGUUCCCUCACUGCAAGAAGUGAAGCUACAGGGAACCAGUCACCGGGCCUUCUCGGUAGUGGCAUCCACCCUGUGGAACGCCCUCCUAUCAGAUGUCAAGGAAAUAAACAACUACAGUGGUACCUUGGGUUACAUACGCUUCAGGUUACAUACGCUUCAGGUUACAGACUCUGCUAACCCAGAAAUAGUACCUCGGGUUAAGAACUUUGCUUCAGGAUGAGAAGAGAAAUCGCGCGGUGGCGGCAUGGCAGCAGCGGGAGGCCCCAUUAGCAAAAGUGGUGCUUCAGGUUAAGAACAGUUUCAGGUUAAGAACGGACCUCCGAAACGAAUUAAGUACGUAACCAGAGGUACCACUGUAUCUGACUUUUAGACGGCAUCUGAAGACAGCCCUGUAUAGGGAAGUUUUUUAAUGUUUGAUGUUUUAUCAUGUUUUUAAUAUUCUGUUGGGAGCCGCCUAGAUGGGCAUGGUAUAAAUUUAUUAUUAUUAUUAUUAUUACCCAGCCCUAGUUCAGGCUCAAUAGAAAGAGAGAACAGGUAAGAAAAUGAUAUUUGGUGUCUUACUGUCUUUUAAUUUGUUUGGAAGCCACCCAUAGUGGCUGCGGUGACCCAGUCAGAUUAAUUAGGUGACUAAUUAAUUAAUUAAUUAAUUAAUGGUGUUGAAUACUGGGGCCUGGGGCCAUUGUUGUUCACUUAGAUCUACAGAGGUAUAGUCGCAGUGCACAUGACGGAGUUACUUCUAUUUCAGCCGAUGUCCUCAAUAUGAGGUCUCCAUUGGAAUGUAUCUGGGGAGAUUGUUGGACUGUUUUGGUUCACCUGUUUAAGCAGCAAGAGCCCGUCUCGCAGAAGAGCAAAGUGUACUCCUGACGGCAAUAAAGAGCAGGAUCUACUUUUAAGGCUAUCGCCCUGCCAUCAUAUCUGCUGGAGCUUUUAAUUGUGCAUGCAAAUGGGUAGUUACAUUGUUUACCAGCGCUCGGCAUGUGCCACCUCGUCCUUUAACAGCCCGACAAAUGCCAGUUUUUCACUGCGUUAAACUUCAGUAGACUCGUCGAGCUCACCGUUUGCACAGGCAUGCGAGAGCUUGGAAAGGGGCCUCGCGGGCCAAAGAUGGGGACCAAAUGGCCCUCCAGGUGUGUGGCUGGACUACAACUCCCAUCCUCCUUUGCCAUUGGCCGUGCUGGCUGGAGCUGAUGGGAGCUGUUCACAGUGCAAUGGCAAAUCCAAGCCAGCCAAUUGUGCUUGAGGAGGGUGUCGUGAGAAUCAUGGCCAAGGGUAGCAAGGAAUUUGCAUUCUAGGAAAGCAAACUGUUGUGUUAGGAAAGUUCGCCUACAGAAACUUGUUGUUGUUUAGUCAUGUCCGACUCUUCAUGACCCCAUGGACCAGAGCACGCCAGGCACUCCUGUCUUCCACUGCCUCCCGCAGUUUGGUCAAACUCAUGCUGGUAGCUUCGAGAACACUGUCCAACCAUCUCGUCCUCUGUCGUCCCCUUCUCUUUGUGCCCUCCAUCCUUCCCAACAUCUUUUCCAGGGAGUCUUCUCUUCUCAUGAGGUGGCCAAAGUAUUGGAGCCUCAGCUUCAGGAUCUGUCCUUCCAGUGAGCACUCAGGGCUGAUUUCCUUCAGAAUGGAUAGGUUUGAUCUUUUUGCAGUCCAUGGGACUCUCAAGAGUCUCCUCCAGCACCAUAAUUCAAAAGCAUCAAUUCUUCGCUGAUCAGCCUUCUUUAUGGUCCAGCUCUCACUUCCAUACAUCAUUACUGGGGAAACCGUAGCUUUAACUAUACGUACCUUUGUCGACAAGGUGAUGUCUCUGCUUUUUAAGAUGCUGUCUAGGUUUGUCAUUGCUUUUCUCCCAAGAAGCAGGCGUCUUUUAAUUUCAUGACUUCUGUCACCAUCUGCAGUGAUCAUGGAGCCCAAGAAAGUAAAAUCUCACAGAAACUAGCAUUGGAGAAAAACGUAAAGGAACUACCAGAAAACAUAAUACUGAAAGGAGAAAACAUAACAUGAAAGCAGAUUCCAACUAAACAUCAGGAAGACCUUUAUGACAGUAUGAGCUAUUAGACAGUGGAACCAGUGUUAGAAACUGAGAUAUGAAAGCUAGGAGCUAAAUGGCACCUUAAACCUAGGUUAUGGUUCUUUAGGGUGCAUGUGGGUAGAACGGGCUUUAAGUGUGUUUUGAGCAAAUGGCUUUUAGGCAGCCCAUAUUUAGAGCAGACUUCAGCAAUGUUAGAAACAGGUAUAAAUCUAGGAGCUAAAUAGCACCUUAAACCUAGGUUAUAGGCACAACAACGAAAUGUCUAGGUGCGCUUUUUUGUGGCAAGAAUACAAAGCUGAAAAUGAAUGAACCGCAGCUAAAAUUCAUGUUCACAUGGUCUAGUCCUUCCCCUGCCCACCCUCCUAAUGUACUUAAGAGGGUCUCUCCUCCAGUCUUCAAUAACCUACUAUAUUCUGUAUAAAGUCGUUCCAGAUAACAUUGUAUUCAUAGCAACAUAUGAAGGGACGUGGGUGGCGCUGUGGGUUAAACCAGAGAGCGUAGGGCUUGUCGAUCAGAAGGUCGGUGGUUCGAAUCCCCGUGACGGGGUGAGCUCCCAUUGCUCAGUCCCUGCUCCUGCCAACCUAGCAGUUCGAAAGCACGCCAAAGUGCAAGUAGAUAAAUAGGUACCGCUCCGGUGGGAAGGUAAACGGCGUUUCCGUGCGCUGCUCUGGUUCGCCUGAAGCGGCUUAGUCAUGCUGGCCACAUGACCCGGAAGCUGUAUGCCAGCUCCCUUGGCCAAUAAAGUGAGAUGAGUGCCGCAACCCCAGAGUCGGUCACGACUGGACCUAAUGAUAGCUUCCUUCUUCAUUACUUCACUUGAGUUGAUGAAUCUUUUCAACACUUGACUCCCUCCCUCUUCUAUCUCUCUCUGUAUGUACAUGCAUAUACACAGAGCAACUUAACUAGACUUUAGACUGCUUUUUUUAGUGUCAGGGAGCAGAAACAGUGGGCAGGAAAAUGCCCACUCUUAAACUUUUGACUUAAUUUUUCCCCCCCCCCCCCCCCCGCUAAGUUCUAUCAGCCUUAUGGGUUUUUUUUUUUUUUUGUUUUUCCUACGCUGCCAUUUAGUCUUCCUCUUUUUCUCUGCUUGGAGAUUAAUCGUGCAGGAAAUGAGUAAAACCUCCGAGAGCUGCCUGCUACUGCGGUCCAUCUACAUUAAAUGUCUCUAGAAUGGCUGCUUUAAAAUGGCUGAUUAGGUACAUGCUGUCGACUUAAGUCUACAGAGGCCGCCACGUGAAAGACCAACUGAUAUAUAACGCAAGGGGAUUUACGAGCAUGUUAAUAAUUUAGGAGUUGAGGUAUUUGAAAUGUUUUUAAAUUAUUAAGUAUGAGGGAAGCAUAAAAGAAAGCAGGCCUCCCCAUUUAUUAAUUAAUCAUACUUUUCCUUCAAGGGAAGUAUAAUAAUUAAUGGUCAAGGAUGAUGGGAAUUGUUGACCAGCAAUAUCUGAGGGGCACAGAUUCCCCGCCUCACCUCUAAGCUCUCUAAUCAGCAAAAAUAGUUUUUAACAUCAUAGAGCCUUGUAACAUUCAUAAAAUCAUAGAAUUAUGGAGUUGGAAGGGACCCUGAGUGUAAUCUAGUCCAACCCCCUGCAAUGCAGAAAUAUGCAGCUGUCCCAUAUGGGAAUUCUCCAUUUUUUAAAAAAUCAGAGCAAUCUACUGAUUUUGGUGAGCGUGCCUAAUUUUCUUGUCAUAAUCAUAAUACCUAUUUUUUAUCCCGUUCAUGAAAGCUCAUCUCUGAAAACCUAGAGAUGAGGCAAUGCAUCCUCAGCUUUAAAAUACUUUCCCCCCCCCCUCCCGAAAUGUAUCCUUAAACAAUAUACCUGAAGGAGUGUCGUUCAGUCCGGACACUGAGGUCCCGCUCCAAGGGCCUUCUGGCGGUUCCCUCAUUGUGAGAAGUGAGGUCACAGGGAACCAGGCAGAGGGCCUUCUCAGUAGUGGCACCCGCCCUGUGGAACGCCCUCCCAUCAGAUGUCAAGGAAAUAAACAACUACCUGACUUUUAGAAGACAUCUCAAGGCAGCCCUGUUUAGGAAAGUUUUAAUGUCUGAUAUUUUAUUGUGUUUUUAAUAUCCUGUUGGAAGACGCCCAGAGUGGCUGGAGAGGCCCAGCCAGAUGGGCGGGGUAUAAGUAAUAAAUUAUUAUUAUUAUUAUUAUUAUUAUUAUUAUUAUUAUUAUUAUUCUAGUUGGUGGGUAAUCUUCAUUCUGUAUCAAGUUGUUCAGUCUUGCUAAAAAAAUCACACAGAGAUCCUAACCCUUAUUUGCUUCUGGCAGUUAAAUAAGAAGCCUCUUAUUGUUCUGACUGAAAUGGUUAAGCCUGAGAAAAGAACUAAUAUAGCUAAGGUUUUUUAAAAUUUAUUUUAAAGGCAAGAAUUGGUUGGCUGUAUGACACAGAACUCCACAGGCCACUGCAGCUGUGGAAAAAGAAGAAGCUGUUGAACAGGAUGAUUGUGGUUUGCUGUGAGAACUUAAUUUUCCUGUUGACCAUUUUUGAACAGGAAGUUGAACAAAUUUUAGUUUAACGUGCUACAGAUUCUGAUCUUUAGGUGUAAAAUGCUCACAGGGAGAAUAGUAUCUGUUUUGCUGCAGUGAUGAGCGUUGCAACGUGCACAACUCUGGAGUAGUUCGGAAAUUCGGCCGAUGGUUACGUGACCUAAGUAUAUAUUUUUAGAUUAUUAUUGUCAUUGACCUUUUGAAGCUGUAGUUAGAAAAAGUGUUUUUUAAAUCCUGAAAGCAGAUUCCCCCCUCCCCUUCUUCUAUUGUUGUAGUAGUCAAUCUUUAAAGUGUUUCUGUAAUUGUUUUCUUUCUUCAUCGGGUGAGAGAGUGAGGGAGAAUGGAUGGCAAAGCUAUUGGGACAGAUAAUAUGAAAUUAUAUUAGCUGGAAGUGACCGCAGGUAAUGUUGUGUCCUCUCCCCACCUCUCAAAAAAAUUAAACCUUCUCAAGCAUUUACUUCCAGAGAAGUAAAUCUUGGGAUCUUAAAAUUCCUCUGGACACAGAGUGGGGGUGGAGCACUAUAGGAAGCACAAAAUCUUUAGUUGGAGCAGGGAAGAAGUGAUUCAGUUGUUUCCAGUACCACCCUUCCAAAAUAACUGAGUGCAAAAACACAUUGGUACAGUAUUUGAGGGCCCCCCCAUUGAAUUUUUCCUCUCCUGCCGCACCCCAAAGUAAUGAGCGAUCACGGUUGCUGUUACCUAGAGCAUGUUUUAUUUACAGUGGUACCUCGGGUUAAGUACUUAAUUCGUUCCGGAGGUCCGUUCUUAACCUGAAACUGUUCUUAACCUGAAGCACCACUUUAGCUAAUAGGGCCUCCCGCUGCUGCCGCACCGCCGGAGCCCGAUUUCUGUUCUCAUCCUGAAGCAAAGUUCUUAACCUGAGGUACUGUUUCUGGGUUAGCGGAGUCUGUAACAUGAAGCAUAUGUAACCUGAAGCGUAUGUAACCCGAGGUACCACUGUAUUCUUCCUGGCUUUCUGCUUCUGAGGUUGCAAUACUAAAGCAUGUAUAUUUUGAAUAAAAGAGGUGACUUUCUCCACAAAUGCUCUUUCCUCACUUUCUGCCACUCUUCCGGCAGGCUAAGUACCAAUACCCCCCUCCCCUUUUUAGCCCCCCUUAUUUUAUUCAUUAAUUUAUUCAUUUUCUAUCUCACCCUUCUUCUAAGGAACUCAGGGUGGUAUACACAGUGAUCUUUUCUAUGAAUUUUAGUCUCCUGACAACCCUGUCAGGUGCAUACAUUUGGCAGAGAGAUAGAAUUGUAGUGUUGCAAGGGACCCCUGAGGGUAAUCUAUUCCAACCCCCUGAAAUGCAGGAUUCUUUUGUCCGAUGUGAAGCUCAAACCCACGACCCUAAGAUGAAGAAUCUCCAUUCUUUAUUUAAGUUCUUCUGCCCUGUUCCUUAUAGCCCUACUUGCUUGAUUUGACAAAAUAUCAGCUCUUCAGUCAUUCUCCUGAGGUCCAAGGCUAUAAUAGCAUCAUAAUUUUAAUUAUUUGGAAGGGCCUUUUCUCCUUAAAAAGCUGUGUACCACCCAAGAGGGUGGUGUGUCUGUUGCUUAAAACUUUGAGGUUAUUUCAGUUGUUGCGGUUCAGAUUUGUCAUUAUCUAUACAUUUACUAAUGUGUAAGGAGGGGACUGCCCCUCAGCAGAGCAUUUCUGAGAAGUUACAAAAUGGUGUUUUUUCCCCCUUGACAGGUUUCACAGUGAUAGAAGAACGUUUUAGGUUUAAACCAUGCCUGUCCCUCCUCCUCCAGCUCCUCCCCCUCCCCCAACACUUGCCUUGGUAAGUCUCAACUUUUUUAUUUUAAAAUUUUUAUGGGGAUAAACAACCACUAUCUAUUGUAUGGAUCAAUGAAAAUGAAGCCAAGGUCUUGGCCAGUGUGUUAUAGUGGUUAGAGAGUUGGACUAAGACUCGGGAGACCAAGGUUCUAAUCCUCAGUCAUCCUUGGUGUCUGAACCUGAACUAUAAACCAUAAAAUUAAAAACUGAUGAAUCCAUAUAGGAAUUGAACUGAUUUUUAAAAUAUUUUAAUAGGUUGACUCCUUAGUUGUAAUCUGCAUCCUCGGGAGUUAUUAUGAUGUGCACAACAUUUAGGAAAAGGAGUAGGAAUCUAGUGCAGGAAUGUUGCACGUGAUUUUACACUUGGGGAAAACAUGCUUAUUUAGUGGAAUUCUGAAGAGGCGUGAGUCAACUUCUGGAACAUCUGGAGAAAUUUGAGCUGUUUCAUGUUGCUCAUACAAAAUAUUUUCUUUUUCUAUUAAACUUUUUUUUAAAAAAAAGAUGUGUGUGCUUCUGCUAACAAAAGAUAAUUCAAAACUUUAUAGCAAUCAUGGCAGAUUUUAAAUAUGGAGCCUGUAAAAUUGGAAUAGCUCUUUGAUCAGAAUUCUUUAAGCACUUUUAAUAAAAAGCAUUAAAAGAAACUUUUAUUCCCUUCGAAAUAUACCCAGGAAAUCCUGUGUUUGGAUAUUGGAAGUGUUCGCCUCUAUCUGGAAAAUGACUCUCUUUGUGCAAACGAACUGUGUGUCAAAUCAAAUCAAAUUUAUUAAACGGUCACAGACCAGAUUAACUCGUACAGCUAGUCAGCGAAGCAUAACACCGGAAAAAACAAAGGACAAUUUCAAUACAUAACUGCAAUUUAAAAUUAGACAGCAUAAAUAAAAAUUAAGUAUUUGCCUUCGCCUGCGUAAUGCCAUUGGAAAGCUCUUGUUUCCUGCGCCUAAUAGCGGCUACACAAAAUUUGGCCACAUUGAUCGUAAUUUCAGAAACCUUAUCUUCUACCAAGGCUCUCAUACGUUGGAGUUCUGGUUCAUUUUUAAGCUUUUGUAGAACUGGGGCAAUAAAGGUCAAACGUAGAUCCUCAUAGUAACUACAGUGCAGCAAUACAUGCAGACUUGUUUCCACUUCCGAUGAGCCACACGGGCAAACACGUGACUCAUAUGGUUUGCCCUCAUAUCUGCCUAGCAGCAGGGCAGAGGGCAGAACGUUAAAUCUGGCCAGGGUAAAGGAGUGUCUGUACUUAGGUAUUUGUAAAUCAGCCAAAUAAUUUGCGGGUGAGAACCCUCUCCCAAAGUCUCUAAUUAUGGCAUGUUUAUCCAUUUUGCCCAUAUGACAUUGCAGCUCUAUGUCAGCCCUGAAUGUCUGUUUCGUGUUUUUUUUUUUUUUUUUUUUUUUAAAAACUUGUUCAUAAUUAAGUCAGUAUUUAAGAAGAGACACUUUUAAGUUUGCUGUCUUGGAACUGUGUGUCUGUUUCCAAGACAGCAAACUUAAAAGUGUCUCUUCUUAAAUACUGACUUAAUUAUGAACAAGUUUUUUUAAAAAAACACACGAAACAGACAUUCAGGGCUGCUAUACACUUUGCAUCCACAGAUGUAUGUCUGAAAGUCCCAGCUUAUCACUGGUUCUUGGUGUUUAACACAUGUUUAGGGGUGCACCCCUGCCCUUCACACACUGACCUGUUUCACACAGGAUGAAAGGGGUGGUGACAGUAACAUCAGUCCCACUGCAUGCCUUGACCUUGGCAUUUGCUGCACGUUUGCCAGGUGCUGACAUCGGACCAGAGCCAUUCUCACAUAUUAUGUUGGGGUAGUGAAGUCCAGCAGUGACUGUCCCAGCUAAUUGUCACAGAAUCAGCAGUGGUAUGCAUAACUGCAUCCAUGUUUGGGAAAGGUUUGUGGCUCGGUCAUACAGUAUCUGCUUUCAGUCCCUAGGAUCUCGUUGUCUAGGACUCAGGCCCUUCAGAAUUUAACCUCCUUCUGUCCGGCCUGUAAGACAGAGCUAUUUCGCCUGGCCUUUAAUUUGAAUUCAGCCUGAUCUUUUAUUUCCCUUCUCUUCCCUCCCCCUCCCCUUUUAUGAAGAUCACCCUCUCUGAGACCCCACAGCUAAUUCUCCCCUGGCCUCCUCGCUGGCCCAAGUAGGACCAAUUCAGCCAGCUAGCCCUGAGGAUUAUCUAAUGCUUAUUUCCCCUAAAUUGAUUUUUGAAUUUUAUUGUUAUUCAUGUUUUUAUACUGUAUUUUAUGCUGCUUUUAUAAUUGUUUUAAAUUUGUUGUUAGCCGCCCUGAGCCCGGUUUUUGAACUGGGAAGGGUGGGGUAUAAAUAAAAAUAUUAUUAUUUAUUAUUAUUUAUUAUUGUCCUGUAGAGCAGCUGCCAAUCAGAGUAGAUGAAUCAUAGCAUUGUAGAGUUGGAAGGGAGCAUGAGGGCCAUCUCGUCCAACCCCCUGCAAUGCAGGAAUAUUUUACCCAGUGUGGGACUCGAACCCACAACCCUGAGAUUAAGGGUGGGGGUGGACUUGUUGACCCUUGGAGUCCCUUCCAGCUCUGUGAUUCUAUGCUGUACUGACUGGUGUGGCUCUGUAUAAGGCCAGUUCCUGUUGGUAGAAAAAUGAAACACAACUGGGUCUGGAGGGAUGCUGUACCUGAAGGAAAAUGGCUGCUUUUCUUAAAAAAAUAAUAAUUAAAUAGUCAUGCCCUACCUUUCUUUCUGAACCAGACUGACAUACAGCUGUCAAUUAAGGGGGGGAAACAUGUUGGGAAAGGUGAUUGCACAAACAUUUAAGGAGUCAUCCAUGUGGAAAGAAGUACAAAAACGAUAAUGUUACAAACAAUUGGUUUUGUAUCUUCUGCCCCAUUUAGGCAUUUUGUAUUUAAACCAUAUAACAUAUGCCCACCAUAUGAUAUUGUGAACACCAGAAAUGGUGGGGUGGGGCAGAGCUGCUCUGCUACCUUCCCGACAGAUGGGUGGCUGUUGCAUAUUGGGGAGGGAGAGAGAGGACAGGCCAGGAGGGAGGUUGGCAUGGUGUAAACGCACCGGCAGAGCCAAUUCGGCACUGCUGGUGGUCUCAUUUGGUAUUCAAACAGCUAUCUAUCCGAUUUGCAAAAAAAUAGUUGGGUAACUAUUGGCUCUGAGGUGUAAAAGAAAGGUGAUUCCUACACCAUGCAUCAUUGUGACUUAAAUGCAUCUUUCCUUGUUCUGCUUCAUAACUAGUAUCGUUCCUUUGCAGGCGAAUACAGAAAAGCCGAGCUUAAACAGAUCAGAGCAAGCAGGGCGAAACGCUCUUCUCUCCGAUAUUACCAAAGGGAAGAAACUUAAGAAGGCUCUUACCAAUGACAGGAGUGCCCCAGUCUUCGAUAGUAAGUGUACUUCUGUGUCUUUCAGUGGGUUAACCGUGCAGAAUACUUACUACACCACUAGCCAGACGUCUUGAAGCUGUGAAAUGCGUAGGGUUUUCCUCUGUGGUUCUGAAUGUAUGCAUGUAAAGGCUGCGUACACCUGGCAAUUUAAAGUGGAUUUGAUGCAUCCCAUGUGUGCAUAUUUCUUGCGUUGUCUAUAUAACAUUGUCCUCAUCCACGUGGUAGUCUGCACUUUCCCUUCAUUUCCUGGUUUUUCUGAUCCAUGGAUAAUGUGAGGGCGAAAAAUCCAUCCUAAUAUUUCAAAUGGGUGUACAGUACUAAGGUGUGAGCAGGGUUAUGUCUGGAGUUGUUUUACUGGGGUGGCAUCUAUACUGUCUGCUUCUGUUGGCUAGAUGCUUUUAGGACCAGGCAUGAUACUCUAGAAACAAACAAACAAACAAACAAACACACACACACACACACACACACACACACACACACACACACACCCUACUGUUUUCUGAAAGUCUGGUAUACUGGAAAAUAUGUGUUUCAAUUUUUAUUUUUAAGAAAACGACCACAUUGUACAGGUAAAUAAAUACCUGUGUGCAUGCCCACAAUGGACCUCAGGUUUCUGGAAUGCAGGGUGUGUGAGGAAGUACCGUAUUUUUCGCUCUAUAAGACGCACCAGACCAUAAGACGCACCUAGUUUUUGGAGGAGGAAAACAAGAAAAAAAAUAUUCUGAAUCCCAGAAUCCAGAACAGCAAGAGGGAUUGCUGCGCAGCGAAAGCAGCGAUCCCUCUUGCUGUUCUGGCUUGUGGGAUAGCUGCGCAGCCUGCAUUCACUCCAUAAGACCCACACACAUUUCCCCUUACUUUUUAGGAGGGAAAAAGUGAGUUUUAUAGAGCAAAAAAAAAAUGGUACUAAUUUGGGGGCGUGUCCAACAGCACACAGGUGAGAAAAUGUGGAUGGGAAAUAUUCAGAGUUCAAUGGAAAGCACUCAUGUAUGCACAAAAGUGCAUGCAGAAAAACCAGGUCCGUGUGAUCCACAUUUGCACUGCCACUCUGUUAUGUACAUAGCCCAAAACUUGAAUGGUCUUGAGUUAUCCUAGACCAGGGCUGGGGAACCACUGGCCCUCCAGAUAUUGUUGGACUCCAACUCCCAUCAGCCCCAGCUGCUCCUUGGGGCAUGAUCAGUCACUGUUUUAUUUAAAGCAGGUACCAAUAACCUACAGAUCCUGUUAGGCUGUGAAGACCUUUCUUCAUUCUCCCAGACUUUUCACAAAGUGUUUUGUUUUUUAAGUUCCUUGCAUUUUUUAAAUCUGCUUUUUCCCUCUGUUGCUAUUCCGGGUUUUAAUAGCACCAUCUUUAUUCUGCUUUAGAUUUUAGGUAUCGAUCUGUUUUACAGUUUUAACCUUGAUUGCAAAUCACCCCUAAGUUCUUGGGUAGUAUGGAUGGGUAGAACAAUCAACCAUUUCACGUGGGGGUUCCGUUCCCGCCCCCCCCACGCAUGUCGGUGGGAUGCCCCGCCCUGUUACGCUGUGCACCACCCAUUUACGGGUCACUUCCUGGUUCAACAAGGUGCACACAUGCCUGAUCGUAGGCCCUCCCUUCGUAUGCAUGUCAGUUGGUCAUUGCUUGUACGUACAUUUUUUAAAAAUACAGUGGUACCUCGGGUUAAGUACUUAAUUCAUUCCGGAGGUCCGUUCUUAACCUGAAACUGUUCUUAACCUGAAGCACCACUUUAGCUAAUGGGGACUCCCGCUGCCGCCGGAGCACGAUUUAUGUUCUCAUCCUGAAGCAAAGUUCUUAACCCGAGGUACUAUUUCUGGGUUAGCAGAGUCUGUAACCUGAAGCGUAUGUAACCUAAAGCGUAUGUAACCCGAGGUACCACUGUAAUAAGAAUAAUUAUGGUGUUUAAAUGCUCUCCCUCCCUUCCCAUGCUGUCUCUGCAGAACCUAAAGGGUCUGGUGGUGGAGGUGGCUUCACGAGCAGCAGCAGCAGCAGCGGUGGUGGUGGCGGCGGUGGCGGCAGCUAUGGUGGAGGAGGACCACCUGGUUUAGGAGGUCUGUUCCAGGCAGGGAUGCCCAAACUCCGAUCUGCAAACAGGGAUAACGGUAAGCCGGGGAAUACAUUCAGUGGCGCACAGAAUAUUGCACUUGGCAUCCUUGCUUACCCAACGCGAGGAAAGGCCAAAUAUGAAUACAACAAAUCCAUCCUGGGUGCUUCCUCUCUCUCUCUCUCUCUCUCUCUCUCUCACUUACACACACACACACACACACACACACACACACACACAGGAACAGCAGAGCUAUUGACUGACUGGCUUUCUUGGUGCCAAGCAGGCCAGAAUGGAGGUUUCAUUUGAUAAUGCCUUCUCAGGAAUGAGUGCUGCUUGUUACAUGAUGCAUAGAACCAUUUCUCACCUGAAAUCCAGGCUCUCUUCACUGCCCCUGAACCCCCUUUUCCACUCGUCCCAAUCUGCCACCUUUUCCGUUCUUCUCUCCCCUUCCUUCCAAAUAAGUAUGGAAACUGCGUGCAGCAUCACUUUCCAGUGUGAACACAGCAGCCAAGUAAACUGCAAAGCACCUGCCUUUUAUGCCAAGACCCACAAACAGAUCUUCUUUUUCUCCUUGCCUACUCGGUGGUCUGCCUCCCUACCUUGAAAGCUGUAUCAUAGGCAAAUACUUCUUUCUGCCCUCCCUCCUACAGCUCUAGCUUAUUUUAUUCUUUAUCACAUUUGCAUCUUGCCCUUGAUUCAUGCAGCUUGGGGGUUUAGGUGUGAGGGCACCUUAUUUUAAUCUCAUAGCAAUUCUGGGAAGUUAGAUUCAGCUGACUUGCUAUUAUUAAUUAAAUUGGUAUACCACCCUAUACCCACACUCUCACGGCAGUUCACAAGAUAAAAUCACAAUAGAAAAACACAAAAUACUGUACAUAAUAAAAACAAAAAGAACCCAAUAAUCCCCCCUCCCCAAAACAUUUGGAGUCACCCAGUCCUGGGCGUAGCCAGGAUUUUUGUUGGCGGGACAAGAUUUUUGUGGGCGGGGUGGGGGGGCAGAACUGAGCCAUCUGCAACGUGAUGGUCAGUUAGUUAAGUGCUGUUAUUUAUUUACUUAAUGGGCGGCAGCUGCCCCUCCCUGCCCCCCCCCAGCUACGCCCAUGCACCUAGUAUAGGCAUAGGCAAACUCCGGCCCUCCAGAUGUUUGGGACUACAAUUCCCAUCAUCCCUGACCACUGGUCCUAUUAGCUAGGGAUGAUGGGAAUUGUAGUCCCAAACAUCUGAAGGGCCGGAGUUUGCCUAUGCCUGACCUAGUAAGUUGCAUGACGGAGCAGAGGUUUGAACUCUGCUUCCCUCAGUGUUACUUAAGCCACUAGACCGAUUGCUUCUCCAGUAUAGACUGACUUAGAUAGAUUAUGAAUAGCAUAUAUUAUUGGUAACAUGCUAUUAACCCAUGUCUGUGACAGAAAGGGAGAAUGUGUGUUUGGCAAUGCUGGCAUUAAAUACAUCCAUUUUGUCUCUGUUUGUACGACUGGUUUAUCUAGCGCAGCAAUAUUUUUAUUAUAUUUAUUUAAAACAUGGCUAUACCACCCAUCAUGGGAAAAAGAGAGUUUUCCCAGGAUGGCUUACAAUUAAAUGCAAAAUGCAAAACGAUGCCGGCAAAAAUAAAUCACCUUACAGAGCAGAGAGGCUUCCAAAAGGAAUAACAGUAUGCAUUCUGCACUGUGAAAUAAAGUUUCCUUGAUUCAUGGUUGCAUUUAUGGGUCAGGGAACAAGCUGGAGUGGCUGAGGCAGGUCAGAUUUGUACUUUCCUGAUUGCAGGCGUCUCCCAUAAGGCUUGGAUGUAGCGGUGCUGUUAAAAGUGCAUGAGGAGGUCUUUCAGCCUGUGUUUGAUACAACACAGUCUUUCAGAGCUGGUAUUAUCUGUUGUGUCACAGGCUAUUUAUGGCUCUCCUCUUAAUCUCAGGGCACUUAACAAGCCCGAGUUUUUCUGUGAGACUGCCUCUUCUAGACAAAUGCAAGUAACCGGACAGAAGAGAAAUUCCUUCUGCCAGCCCAAAUAUACAUAAAUUGCAUUGAGCCAGAGCUGUAUUUGCAGGGCUGUCGGUCAAGUAGGGAAUAUACCAUCGAGGAUCCAUUGCUUCCCGAACAGCAUGAAGAAAAUGGAGCAUGCUUUGCAUAUGCGCUGACAGCGGCCGUCCUCUGUUGGAUUUUUUAUUUUUUGAAGAGAUCUGUAGUCCUUCAGCCUUCCUUGGAUGCUACCGUCCACGUUGCAGUAAACGUUUGCAUAUAUCGGCGGCUAUACGUAGGGGGCUCAAAAUCCAUCCUUUUCCGUGUGGUUUCGGUUCUGUAUGACAAACUGAUUUCUUUACAUUCUCAGAUUCUCCAGGAAGCAGGGCUCCAGUGUUCCCACCGGGAGGAAAAGCGACGUCGGCAAAGCCCUUUUCACUCCCAGGUGGUGCAGGGCGGUUUGCAGGCCCUUCUCCCGGGCAAAGAACUGCCGUUCCAGAGCCACAGAGGAGCCGAAUGCCUCCACCGAGACCUGACCCUGGUUCCAGGGCCGAUAUGGGUGCUCCUCCCGUGCCAAAUACUCCAAGACCUGUCCCAUCAACGCUGUACAAUCGAGGACCCCCUCCCGUGCCGGGAGCCAGCAGGCAAGUCAGCUUAGGCCUCACACCUCCGCCUUUCCCCGGAAAUCGAUUCGGAGGGUCCCUCCGCCAGUCGUCGCAAGGGGGUCAUCCUCCUCCUUUCGCAAACAGGCCUCCUCUUCCUCCGGCCCCAGGCAGGCCGACAGAAGACAAGCCUCCGCCGCCGCCGCCCCCAGCAGGAAGCAGGCCACCUCUCAACCGGGAAGCUUCCUUGCCACCACCUCCUCCACCUCAAAACAACAGGCCUCCGGUUCCUUCCACGCCUCGGCCAUCCUUUGGCUCUCCGGUCCCUCCUCCGCCUCCUCCAAGCAGGCCAGGCCCACCUCUGGUUCCACCGACGUCCGGCGGAAACGAUGAGAUGCCGCGGCUUCCGCAGAGGAAUAUAUCGCUAGCGUGUCCUUCUCCGCCGAGCCUGCCUGGUUCCUGUCGCUCUGGACCUCUCCCUCCGCCACCAGGCGAGAGGCCGCCACCUCCCGUCAGAGACCCGCCUAGCAGAUCAGGUGAGGCUCCCUGUGUUCUUCCACCGACGACGCGAAUGCCAUAACACAUACAGUCAUACCGCAUGUUACAUUCUUUCAGGAUACGUCCUGCAGCGACCCGGAAGUACCAGAAAGGGUUACUUCCGGGUUCGCCGCUCGCGCAUGCGCAGACGCGCAAAAUGAUGCCACACGCAUGGGCAGAAGCGGCGAAUCGCAACCCACACAUGCACAGACGCGGGUUGGGUUCUUUUCAUGUUGCGAAUGGGCCUCCGGAAUGGAUCCCGUUCGCAACCAGAGGUACCACUGUAAUGCAAGCAUUGGGGUGAAGUGAGAGGGGGACGUAAUAGCAGUGUAUAAAAUUUAGCACGGCGGUGUGUGAAAUUUUGUGUGUUGUGUAGCUAGAGAAUUUUCCAUGGAUCUUCCAAAUUGCUGUUAAGAUACCCUUUGCUUCAAGCGAGAAGUUAGAAAGCUAAUACAGAAAGACAGCAAAUACCUCCUAUCUGCUUACAGAUAAAUGGUCUCUUGUUCCUUCUGUGUAGGAUGUUCUCGAGUAUGUCUCUGGUAUGUUCUAUGGUGUGAGUCAUACCUUUCAGAAUAAGAAAGGGCAAUGGGCCCGUUUCGAAAUGGGGUGUGUGUGUGGAAUGCCGCUGCUGAUUGCUUCCAGUAUACCUGAAGGAGCGUCUCCACCCCCAUUGUUCAGCCCAGACACUGAGGUCAGAUGUCAAGGAAAUAAACAACUGUCUGACUUUUAGAAGACAUCUGAAGGCAGCCCUGUUUAGGGAAGUUUUUAAUGUUUGAUGUUUUUUCACAUUUUUAAUGUUCUGUUGGGAGCCGCCCAGAGUGGCUGGGGAACCCCAGCUAGGUAUGAAUUAUUACAGUGGUACCUUGGGUUAAGAACUUAAUUCGUUCCGGAGGUCCGUUCUUAACCUGAAACUGUUCUUAACCUGAAGCACCACUUUAGCUAAUGGGGCCUCCUACUGCCGCUGAGCCGCCCCUGCACGAUUUUUGUUCUCAUCCUGAAGCAAAGUUCUUAACCCGAGGUAAUAUUUCUAGGUUAGCGGAGUCUGUAACCUGAAGCGUAUGUAAGCUGAAGCAUAUGUAACCUGAGGUACCACUGUAUUAGUAGUAGUAGUAGUAGUAACCCGAGGUACCGCUGUAUUAUUAUUAUUAUUAUUAUUAUUAUUAUUAUUAUUAUUAUUCCUUUGUUCUUUCAUAUCCAGGACCCCUUCCUCCACCUCCGCCGCCAAUAAGCAGAAACGGUAGCACUUCACGGGCCUUGCCAGCUACCCCACAGCUUCCUUCCAGAGGCGGGCUUGAUAAGCACAGAGGCGGACCACUUCCUCCUCCACUUCCUCCCGACAGGCCUGCUUCUGGAGCGCCUCCCCCACCGCCACCACCUUCGUCCGCCAUGCGAAAUGGCUUCCAGGAUUCUUCAUGCGAUGGUAUGUGUGGCAAUCACCCUGCAAUCCCAAUGCGCGGAGCGGGAUUGCGUGCGCCCAGCGACUUCUGUGAAUUAAGCAGAACAUCUGCAAGAAUCCUUGCGUGCACAGUUGUGCCUGGGGAGGGUUUUUCUCUCCGUCUGGGUGGAACCCAGGGUUUCCUUCAGAGAGGGAGAGAACUCCAUCCAGUCACGUGGGAGACAGCUCUCCUCUGCUGUACACGGAAUAAUUUGCAAUUUUGCUCUUCUGCCCUCUUGAUAUGCUCUUUCACAGUGCGUUGGUUUUUUUUUGGUAAGUAAAAGAGGUGUCGGCACUCAUCAUGAAGUUGUUAACAGCAAGUGCCGCACUUUUAACAUUUGGUGGAAUAUGGUGCCAGUAUCCCUAGAAAACAAUAACUUCUUCCAACCCCUACAUGUCUGGUUAUUUUCAAAAACUUAGAAAAAGUGGAGUUACCCAAUUUACCAGAAAUUAACUGCAUAAACACUGUAAUAUUGUGGGCAUGGGCAUAGACGGGGGGGGGGGCAGGGGAGCAGCUGCCCCCCAAUCCUCAAAAAGCAUUAAAAAUACUUAAGAAACUGAGGUUCUGCCCCCCAUGUCCUAUCUUUGGGAGGAUUUUUACGUUUUUAAAAUUAUUAUUAUUAGUAGUAGUAGUAGUAGUAGUAGUAGUAGUAUAUUUUGGCAAAGUAAUAAUCAUAUAUAAAUAAGAAUAAAAUUUUGCAUCCCACCACCAAGUCCAUUCCAUUGUAUCUAUACAACCUCCCAAGAUUUUUACAUGUUAAAGGAAAUGUCCGUGAUCUCCCAAAAAUCAAGCUCAGCAACUUUUUGAGACGUUCUUGCAGGGGGUGGGGUGGGUGGGGAGCUCAACGACUGUUUAAUGCUUCAGUGCAAACGUUUUAUAAUUUGCUACCAAAAUUGAGGUAGUUCUUAAUUAUUAGAAUGGAGCAGACCAGUUCCUGUGCCAGUUAAAAAAUCAUAAAUCAUUUGUAAUGCUGUUUUUACUCAAGUACCUACCUUUUGAAGAGGACUUCGUUAACUGCAAGGAUUUUAAGGAGCCCUUCCCACACGCUUGCGAGUGAUGACAUUUUGAUAACACCAACACUGCAAGAAUGUUGUUUGGGUCCCAGGUAUUGUAGAAUGAUACUAGGGGUGUGCGCCAAAUUGGGAUGAAUCCUGAGGUCAAGUGGGAUGUCUUGGCUUGUCAGAAGUGAAGCGGGAUUUGUGUGAGGUAGCACAAAUCAAAUCGGAUGCCCCUGGAAAACUCCCAUCUUUUAGUUGGGUAGGGUAGAAUGCGUGUGUCCUUUUUGCGUUAAUGCAGAUGAGCACUUUUAGUUAGUAAUGCUUUUUUCCCUAUCUUUUUUAUUUGGUGUUGCAUUAUUAUUAUUAUUUACCGAUUAAAUUUGUAUGCCACCCUAUACCCACGGGGCUUCAGAGCAGUUCGCAGGAUAAAAUUACAAUAUAAAAACACAAAAUACAUAAUGAAAAACAAAAACAACCCAAUAACCAGCCCCCCAGCACAUUUCAAAGGGGCAUUGGCUGACAAUCAACCAAAGGUCUUCUUAAAGAGGGGUAUUUUCGCCUAGCAACCAAAAAAUGUAUAUCGAAGGCACCAGGCAAACCUCCCUGCAGAGAGCAUUGCACAAAUGGGGAGCCACUGCAGAAAAGGCCUGUAUCCUUCAGGGCCACUGCACUGGGAUGAGAUUUGGAGGCCUGCUUUACAGUGGCUCGGGUCCAAAAUGUGGUGAUUGUGGUGGACUCAGGUUCAAUGCUUGGCUGUUGGCCUGUAGUGUCCCUCAAGGUUCUGUCCUGUCCCUCCCCACCCCCGCUCUUCUAAGAAAGGUUGACCUGAAUUUUGGGGUUCAGUGACCCCAGUAUGUGUAUGACACCCAGCUCCCUCUCUCCUUUCCAUCUAAAUCUGAGGAAGCUUUCUCAGUGCUAUUUCAGUGUCUGGUGUCAGUAACAGACUGGAUGAAAUUAAAACUUAAUCCCGGCAAGACAGAAGUGUGUUCCUGGUCAGUCAAAAGGCACAGGUCAGGAAAUAGAGAUUCAACCCCAUGCUGCUUAGGAUUGCACUCCCCUGAAAACACAGGUGCGCAACUAAGGUGUGCUGGAUUCAGCCCUGAGCCUCGAUGCCCAGGUUUUGGCGGUUGCCCAUGUAUAAUAUGACAUUGCAGAAAGUUCUACAAAGCCUGUUAUUGUUGUGUUUUCUCCAGAUGAGUGGGAGAGCAGAUUUUCCUUCCAUCCUAUGUCUGACCUGCCACCUCCAGAGCCGUAUGUGCCAAUGAACAAAAGCUACCCCAGUAAACUAGCAAGGAAUGACAACAGAAGUAAGUAUUCUUUCACGAGGUGCUUGGUAGCAGAGCAUUUGGGGAGCGAUCACGGAGGUUAUAUAAAAAGGGCUUUGAGCACUCAGAAAUGACUACGUACGUGUGAAAGAUCGUUCAUGUUAUUAAAUGACACACCUAAAUUGCACAAGUGACCAUGUGGGGUACUAAUAGACCCUGAAUUUAAUGGCUUUGGACUGUAUUUAGUUGUGUCGUUCCACUCAUGGAAGGCUCUCUGAUCUAGAAGAGGCUUCCAUGAACAGAAGGGAAACCGGGGCAACUUUAGUCAGUUUUCCCUCUGAAAACAUCUCCCUUUCCCAAAUCUGUACUAGCUUGCAGUGCUGAGAGGAGGCCUUAAACAUGAGUCCCAGUUUGGAUAAUGUUGUUGUUUAGUCGUGUCCGACUCUUCGUGACCCCAUGGACCAGAGCACGCCAGGCACUCCUGUCUUCCACUGCCUCCUGCAGUUUGCUCAAACUCAUGCUGGUAGCUUCCAGAACAUUAUCCAACCAUCUCGUCCUCUGUCGUUCCCUUCUCCUUGUGCCCUCCAUCUUUCCCAACAUCAGGGUCUUUUCCAGGGAGAUUUCUCUUCUCAUGAGGUGGCCAAAGUAUUGGAGCCUCAGCUUCAGGAUCUGUCCUUCCAGUGAGCACUCAGGGCUGAUUUCCUUCAGAAUGGAUAGGUUUGAUCUUCUUGCAGUCCAUGGGACUCUCAAGAGUCUCCUCCAGCACCAUAAUUCAAAAGCAUCAAUUCUUCGCUGAUCAGCCUUCUUUAUGGUCCAGCUCUCACUUCCAUACAUCACUGCUGGGAAAACCAUAGCUUUAACUAUACAGACCUUUCUUGGCAAGGUGAUGUCUCUGCUUUCUGCUUUUGGAUAAUACGCUAAGUCAAACCAUGGUUUAUCUUAGCAUGGUAGCAAAAAGGACUGGGGAGGGCCAAAAUGGCUGUGAGCUUCUCCUCUCCAGGAGUCCACCAGUUUGCAUGGCCUUGCUAAGCCAUGUGGCUUAGCAUGUGGUGUGAGCCAGGCCAUGUGCAGUUUACAUUUUUCAUUAAAAUUAGGUUGGAAUAGAUACAGUGGACGCUUGGGUUGCGAACGUGAUCUGUGUGGGAUGCACGUUCACUACCCGCAGCGUUCACAACCCGCAGCUGCGCGUCUGUACAUACUGCGAUUCGACACUUCUGCGCAAAGUGCGAUUUAGCGCUUCUGCGCAUGCGCAACUGCCGAAACCUGGAAGUAACCUGUUCCGGUACUUCCAGGUUUCGGCGGCCCGUAACCAAAAAAAAAGGCAACCUGAAGCGUCUGUAACCCGAGGUAUGACUGUAGUGGAUUUUCUUAGACUUGAAAACAGUACCAAAAAUAAAUAAAUAUUGUUUCUCAUUCAUGCAGGUGUUCUCUCUUUCUUGCCAUUUUUUUCCUUUUUGCAAGUUUUUGCGGUGCUUGAAAACCCUUGAAAACCCACCUGACCAGCAAUGUGUCUUUUAAAAAUGAACGCCCGCAUCUUUGGGCAAUGAUACGAGUGCCAUACUAUUAUCAGUUUGAAAUAAACAACUCCCCCCGCCCCCCAUGUAUAUUUGAACAAUGUUGUAGGCUAGCUAGCCACACGUUUGUAACACCUACAUGUAAUUACGACAUAAAAUAUUUUUGUAUUGUUCAUAUCCAUCCAUCCAAUACUAGUUCAAUGAAUAACAGAAGAGUUUUUAAAAAAUUGAACGGGGAUGUUUUAACUGAAUAUCUUGAGCAUAAGAAUAAAAAAAUAAGGUGAAAUCUCUUUUCUUUUGCCUUUUAGGUGGAUCCAGUCGUAGAGAACGAGGUGCUCCGCCACUUCCACCUAUUCCAAGGUGAAGUGGGGCUGUUGACCUCUUUGGGGAUGUGACUGCUUUUCUGAAAUUUCCCUUGAACCCAGCAGUCUUGUCAAAAGGUUUCCUUUCAUGCCGCACUUUUUUGGGGGGGCUGGGGAAUCCCACUCUCGGUAUCAUUUUCAGAUCAAGCUGUCAGAAUCCUGCUCAGGUUAUUCCUGCCGAUUUCCACCUUGGUUCUACAAAUCAAAGAUUUUGUGAACUGUAAUCCAAAUCCCCAUUGAUGGGGAUUUUCAGUUACUUUGAAAUUAAUGGGGACUUGCUUCCAAUAAGGUGCUUAGUAUUGGGGGAGUGGUAUGUUAUUAUUACUAUUGUUACCUUGAAAACUGUCUUGCAAAGCAUAGUGGGGACUGUAUAGAUCACAUUUUGGAGCUCAGUCCAAGUCUUGCCAGUACCAUCAAAAAGAACCAAGACUUUCAGCUUGUCUUGUAGUGUGGGACAAUAACAUUUUACAAAAUUCAAGUCUCUGUUACAUUAACCUGAAACAUAGCUUCCUUGACAACCUUCUGUAUUUCUUUCCAUGAUAAAGAUGAUUCGUAGCACUUUCUCUCCCCCCCCCCCCAAAAAAAUUGCAGUCUUGUCUGAGAUUACUGAUCAAAUUGAUCAAAUUAGUUUGACGAUUAGAGGUAGGGGGAAAGAACUACAUGGCACAACUUUUAAUACAUUCCAUCUCUGGAAAGAGUUGGGAUUCAUUGUAUGUGACAUUCUUACUCUCUCUCAGGCAAUCUGCGAAAACUUUAAUGAAUUGUAGCCCUUCAGAGACCAAAAGAAUGUUGCACUGUGUUUGCCAAAGCAUCAGUAGCAACUUUUAACAAAUCCACCGAAAAUGCCUAUGUCACAAUUCAGGGCAGUACGUGCACGGAAGCAGGCUUCCAAGCAUGUAAAUCUAGCUGGAGGGAGGGAGGUGUCUACAACCAAAUACUGUGUACACAGAUCCUCCCUCCUGUCUCAGAGGCAGGGACCGUUUGCUCAGACAUCUCCAUUUUCUUUAUUAAAAAAACAAACAAACAGCUAAGAUCUUGCAGGUGGACUUUUCAGCAUUGGAAACUGGGGUGUCUUCUAGCCAAACAGCUGGAUUGGUGGAGUUUCAUAUUUUGGAAGAAGAAGAAAAAAGAAUUUGGGGCUUGCGGGUGCUACAAAACAACAAGAUUCAAGAUGUCAUUGUCAUCUUGGAAGUUAAGCUCUUCUUUUGCUAACAGUCAUGCUGUUGGGCUUUUCCUCUGGGGUGAGUUUUACCCCAUGGUUUCUGAAUUGGUGGUUCUGCAAAACAAAUCGUUGUAAAGCUCUCUACUUUGAACUAUGCAAGGCAAAUAUUCAAAGUUAGUGUAUAUAAGCAACAAUAGAUGCUAAUAAGACUCUUUUUGUGGCUUUCUGCUAACACCUCUGCCCUGAGCUUCCAUUUCUUUCAUGGUACCAUUGGAACAGUUCUUAGCUAUGAACAGAUUUUUUUACUUGGCUCCUGUGUGCUGAAGACACGCCCCUCUCCUUUGAUGUGGCAGCUGUUAAUCAAGCAUCCAGCUGCAAGCAGGAAGUGUCCGCAAGAGACAUUUGGUUGACCUGUUACAAGCUCUUUCCUUUCCACGAGGUGCAAAACAGCGGGACAGCAUUUUAAAGUUACGGCUUUGUUGCAAAAUUUCAUUACUUUUCGCAGGAAUUUUCUUGUCAUUCUGACAGUUGAUAAGUGCAUUUACUCUUUCACAACCGAUUCACCUUUACACACAUGAGAGAAAUGUGGUCCUUAAUUGGAACAUGAUUGAGAAUGGAAUGACUAUUUAUGGAAGCUCUGAAGAUGGCUCUCUUGUACACAUUACUAUGCAAAUUGGAGACAAAAGGAUGACUUUUCUGGUGAUGUCAUGAAUGCAAAAGUGGGAAGAUGGAAGAUGUGGAUUAUCCAAAGUUAAGUUGUGGUGGGACAGUUGGAGCAAGAUUUCCUUAGAGAUGCACAUGAAAAGUAUACUUAGAUCUUUGGGGAAGAUUUGAAAAGGAACUCAGAAAUAUUCACAAUGGUGCAGCCAAGGUUGCACUUUGCUUUAGACCAGAGGUUCCCAAACUGUGGUGGUCCAUGAGCUUCAUUCAGGUGGUCUGUGGCAUGUCUGUGAAGAACACUUACAAUCUGAAUUUAAUGGAAUUCAGAUGGUAAUAAUAGUAAAGUACAAUAUAAGAAAUAAAACAAGCCAUAAAAAUACAACUAAAGCUCACAAUGCAAUUGUAAUUGCUCAUUACAAUUGCUACAACAGGCAAAUAAUAAUAAUCAAGAGGUCUGCCAAGACCCAUAGCAAUUAUCAAGUGAUCUGUGGGAAGAAAGUUAGGAAGCCACUACUUUAGACUAUGUGCAUUCCCAUUGAUGAUAAAUAAAGCAGGCCAGAGCUUUAGGAUGGAGAAACAUUGCUUUGCAUUUACAAUCUGUGUGUACAGAAAUAUGUAUGUAAAAGCUUUUUUAUGACUCUUUUUCAUUAAAAGAAAAAAAGGGUAUUGCAUAGCUUUAGGUCUUAUGUUGAGGUGCAUUCCAUGAGCCCACCCUUCUGAUAGAAUCCUUGCAGUUGAAUAUAUUCAGGGACCCAAAGAUUCUACCCACACAGGUCUCGUUGCAAAAUUGGAAGGACUUUUUUUCAGCCAUAAGCACAGCAACGUCUUGCAAUACCUUUUGGGAUCAAGCAUAGUCUACAAUAAUAAUGGAUUUUUCAGCAGACUUUUCCUAUGCACUUAACAAUCCUUUACAUAUAUGCAGUAUUAAUUAACAGUUCCAGUUUCAGCUCAAUUAGUAUUGUGUGUCUGUGUGUGUGAGUGAUUAUUUUUUUAAAGCAGGAUGUAAAAUGUUAAAUUAUUACGUUUUUGUUCCUGGAAUGGAACACUUUAGCCUUCCGAAGAACAAAUGAAGUACAAAGUUUUACAGUGGGGAUUUUAAAAAAAUAAUUUAAAAAAAUGCUCCGGAAGCUGUUACACAUUGUGUAAGCUGAUUUAAGAGCAAAUUCCCUCUUUGAAUAUGUUGAUUAAAGAUGGCAGAGAGAAAUUGAUGACAGUGCUUUCAACUGAUCGCUGAAGUUAGAAAUUUGGUUAUGCAAUAGAGUGGAGAUGGUUGCAUUAUCUACUCCUUGUUGCUGCCAAUGGAUUAUUCAUUGAGUGAGUGAAGUUCUGGAGCUGUGUUCUUCAGCUAGUCAGUCUGGAUCUUUGCAGUGAAAAAGCUUGACAGCAAGGAACAGCCAUGUAAUGAAAAGCGAGGUGUCAAGAGGGCAGACAAAUGAAGGAAUAAGCAUGCAGCGGUUAAAACCUGGUGAUUUUACAAGCAACGUCCACUCAGAAACUCUCAGGAUUAUGGUAUUUAGAAACUCUGUGAUGUGAUUUCAUUUGAUCCUGCCAGUUGUCUGUACCAUUGGCAAAUUAAUUCCUGUGCAAUAUUAUCUGAAAUUCUAACCAAAGCCUUGGCAUUUAGAAUGCAACGUGGCCUUUUAGAGAGAGAAGCAAAACCUGGAGCUUCCGUCUUCCUCAGAGGAUAACAUUUUAGCACUUUCUCUCCAAGAGGAAUCUUCCUUGGUGUGUGUAUUAUGUUAAGUAUUGUCAGGAAAUACUUCAAAGGAAAAACAAUAAUAGGACUUGUUUGGUGUAAAGCAUAUUUCUUUUUCUUUCACCAGAUACAUUGAUAGAAGCAGCAUUUUGAAGUUUAGCAUAUCAUUUUACUAUAGAUAUUUUAGAGUAAAUAUUUAUUUGACUAUGUACAGUGAUCAAACAGCAGAAAGCAAAAGAUUCUUCCCAGUGGUGCCUUACUGCUACUUAAAAGCCACUUUUAAAAUAUCCAAAUGGCUGCUGUCUUUUUUAAAACAACAACAAAAAUUAGAUCAUGUUCCCACAGCCCCCAGAAUUUCAAAUAUAAAAUUGUACUUUAUAUAUGGUGUACUGUUUGAGCCCCAUCUCUUUUCCCAUUGGUUGUCUUAUCAUCUAACCCUGAAGCCCACUGUAUAGAAAUAUUUUGGAUUUCAGUAAGACUUGUUAAAAUACUCUUUUUGGUAUGUAUAUUCAGGCAAGUUACAUAGAUCAAAACAAUUUCCAGAUAAAUGAGUUUAAGACUGAGGUCUUAAAAUGAGCAAAAGUUCAUUUUUUGAACUUUUUUCUGAAAAGAACAUUUUUUGAACCCUACAUACGUUUUUAUAUGUGAGAGAAUGAAUCAAAUGGAUCGUGAACUUACAGAGCAAGUUUCAUUAUAUAAUACAGAGCUUUCUAAACGUUCCCCAUGCUCCUCCCAGGGCUGGAAAGGGGUUCUUUACUUUAACCUCUUGUUUACUAGUAAAACUGAAUUACUGUGUCGUGAAAUGAUGCAUGCCUAAAAAGUGUUGUCACCAACGUGAAAAGUUUGGAAACCUCUGAUAUAAUACAUACUCACCACUUUUUUUACAUAUGAGAUUGCACAGGUGUAUUAGAGUAAAACAAUGCCCAUAAUGUAAAUAAGAUUCUUUUCUAUUUGACUUUGCUUUGUGUUAUUAACAUGCAUAUCUUAAAAUAUGUUAUCACUGUGACUCAAAUUGUGAGAAACCAGGUAACAAAUAAACUCGUGUCUGUCCAAAGCAAAAAUAAAAAUAAAAUUGGAGCAACUCUUUUGUCAGA